GGAAGUGCAGGAAGCUUGGAAGGAGAGGCGGGUUUGCUACGAUCAUGGCUGCUAGGAACCAGGGCACGGCGCUAGGUAAGGCUGGCUCGGUUGCUGCCGAGCGGGAGGGCGCAGGCAGGCGCCAGGGUCGUUGCAAGCCCCGCGCGUGCUUACUCACAAGCAAUCCCAGCUGUGCCCGUUUAGACGCAAGCCCUGCUCAGUUCAGCGUGGCUUACUUCCAGGUCAAUGGGGGGCUGGGAUUGCAGGAGAAGCCCCACUGGGUUUGGGACAUUCUGUGCCUGGUUAAGGAUACGCAUCGGUGCUGUCAGGGGGCGCAUUCAUUAGGGGUGACCCCUCCCCAGAUGCAACAGGACUGGCUUAUUUUUUUUUGGGGGGGGUGUCCCACUUUUCAACUGGCUUGGCAAGACCCCGCAUUCCAGAAUCCAAAAAUAUUUUAAGUCUUCCACUGUCUACAUACAGUAUCCAACAGUGCAAUUUUCUGUAUAUGUCCUUAAAUUCUGCUAAUAAGAUUUGCUAUCCAGUGAGAGCAUGCUGUGCAAUCCUAAUCACUAGCAUAUUAAGUAUUAUUAUUAUUAUUAUUUAUGAGUAUCCUGUCCUUCCUCAGAGGGGCAGCUCAAAGCAGCACUCUUUGUCUUAUCCUCACAACAGCCAGACAAGGUAGGUCAGGUUGAGAGCUGGCAAAUGGCCCAGUAAGCUUUGUUUGAGUGGGGAUUUGAACCCUGGUCUCCCAAGUCUUAAGGGCAGCAUGCUAACUGCAGAUGAGACGUAUUUAUGGAGAGGCAACACUGCUGAGGUCAGUGGCACUUUCACCUUAGUCAAUCUGCUUUAUUUACUGCCCAAGCUUGCUGGUGACCCCAGGAAGAAAAGAAUUCUGCACUUUGUAAUAGUUGGGGGAGAGAAGAGAAACUUUCGUAGCUGCAGCUUGUGAAGGGUGGUUGUGGGAAUCCACUUUUCUAAACUCCUUCUGCUACGCAGGUAUUGUGGAGGUACAGUGGUGCCCCGCAAGACGAAUGCCUAGCAAGACGGAAAACCUGCUAGACGAAAGGGUUUUCCGUUUUUGAGUUGCUUCGCAGGACGAGUUUCCCUAUGGGCUUGCUUCGCAAGACGAAAAUGUCUUGCGAGUCUUGAGAUUUUGGUUUCGCUUUCCCCCCCCCUUUAUCUAAGCCGCUAAGCCUUUAAUAGCCUUUUAGCAGCUAAUCCGCUAAGCCUUUAAGCCUUUAAUAGCCGCUAAACCGCUAAUAGCGCUAAUCCGUUAAGCCGCUAAUAGGGUUGCUUCGCAAGACGAAAAAACCGCUAGACGAAGACACUCGCGGAACGGAUUAAUUUCGUCUUGUGAGGCACCACUGUAGCUGCCUUCCUUUUCAGCUUUGGUCAUCCUUGGCAAAAUUCCUCUUGUUAUGAAAGGGUUUAAAGUCCACACCAGGGGAGCAGAUCUAUCUGAAUCGCACGUGGGUUUAGUUCAUUGGUGGAAAUUUGGUGCAUGGAUCCUCUUGCAAAAACUGCAAGUUAUUAUUAUUAUUAUUACAUAUACAGUGGUACCUCAGGUCAAGUACUUAAUUCGUUCUGGGGGUCCGUUCUUAACCUGAAACUGUCCUUAACCUGAAGCACCACUUUAGCUAAUGGGGCCUCCUGCUGCUGCCGUGCCGCCGGAGCACAAUUUCUGUUCUCAUCCGGAAGCAAAGAUCUUAACCCGAGGUACUAUUUCUGGGUUAGCGGAGUCUGUAACCUGAAGCGUAUGUAACCUGAAUGCAUAUGUAACCUGAGGUACCACUGUACAUAUGCACCCUGCCUGUUUCGAGAGACAGUGGCUCUGAGGGUGAAAUCAAAUUGCCGCAUUACCAGCUCCAAAGUGAGCUCCUUGGGGUGUGAGGCUGAGCAGUGUGUCUGGAGGUCCUCAGCUGCCAGGACAUCAAGAACAUGCACCCCACCCUGGGGGCCUUGCUGAUGUGGUCCAAAGGAAAGUAGAGCAGCACAUCUGGCACCAGCAUGCAAGGCAUCAUCUAAUCAUUACGGAGGCUGAUGCCAAACGUAUUGCUCUACUUUCCUCUGGACCACAUCAGCUUGGCUGCAGGAGUUGCCAGAAGGAGGCGUACAAGGUGCCGUCCAAACUGUCUUAGGGACUCCGUUCCAGAUAUCUGUGGGGUUUCACUCCUGAGCCUUUUCAUCUGAAGAUACUCCACAGGGCAGCAGAGGUUUAGGAUCAGAGUUUUCCUUCUCCUAGAUGGGCUACCUUCCCGGGUUGAUGAGCCGCAUUUGCCCCUCACUUCCCUCUACGCAGCCUUUCUCAACCUGUGGGGCCCCAGAUGUCGUUGAACUACAACUCCCAUCACCCCUGGCUAGCAAGGCCAGAGCUCAGGGAUGAUGGGAGUUGUAGUCCAGCAACAUCUGGGGACCCACAGGUUGAGAAAUGCUGUGUCUACAGCAUGUGCAGAAAAUGCCUUCUUGACCGUUUGACCCACUAUUGGUCUCAUUUUCUCAAUCUGCUGGAGGGGAAGUCCCUAACUCACUGAGGGUUUUAGACCCAUCGGCUACCCUCACCUGGUUUAACCAGCCAGUCAAAGCCGUUCUCAGGGUGUGACCACUGUCACUUGCUGACACUUUCUAGGAGCUCAGUCUACAAAAGGUGAACAUAUUACACCAGAAGGAACACCCUGCCAGAGCUACUACUACUCCCCUACCACCCCAGACACUCCAAGGGUUUAUACAAAUAAAUAAUUAUAAUAAUAAUCUCUUAUCAGCCCUAGCCAGCAUGAGCAGUGGUCACGGGAGUCCAGAAGCAUCUUGAGUGCACCAGAUUUGGUACGUGUAUUUGGUACACCCUGAGUAUAUAGGGAUAGUAAAAGAAGCUUGCAAGUUCAAAGAUCGAGUAAUGGAAAAGGCAGUAAUAGGUUUAGUGCAGGCAUAGGCAAACUCCGGCCCUCCAGACAUUUGGGACUACAACUCCCAUCAUCCCUGACCACUGGUCCUGUUAGCUAGAGAUGAUGGGAGUUGUAGUCCCAAACAUCUGGAGUGCCGGAGUUUGCCUAUGCCUGGUUUAAUGCCUUGUUAUGCACUACAAAGGAAUUAUAACUCUAAUCAGGAUACAGUGGUACCUUGGGUUACAUACGCUUCAGGUUACAUACGCUUCAGGUUACAGACUCUGCUAACCCAGAAAUAUUACCUCGCAUUAAGAACUUUGCUUCAGGAUGAGAACAGAAAUUGUGCAGUAGUGGUGCUGCAGCAGCUGGAGGCCCCAUUAGCUAAAGUGGUGCUUCGGGUUAAGAACAGUUUCAGGUUAAGAACGGACCUCCAGAAUGAAUUAAGUACUUAACCCGAGGUACCACUGUAUAUGUAUUUGAAAAACAACGUCCCAAAAAUGUAGAGAUUGCAAGGCAAAACCAUCACAUAUACAGGUUAGCAAUCCAGGCUCACUCAGGUAAGCUAACGAGUCCUAAGAGCUUUUUAAAAAGGUAACCAAAAAAGCAAACAAAAACUCAAUGCAUAUAAAAAAAUCAAAGAUUAAAUUCUAAGAACGCUCACGACUGCGAAUGGAACAGAAAGUCACCAUUCAUCUACAAUUGCAAAAUAUCACCGAAGAACUGUCUGAGGGUAGAAAUCCAGCCCUAGAUUUUGGGGGUCCUCAAAAGACAGAGUGUGUUGGGGCCACAACUGAGAAGGCCCUGUGAAUAAAUCCUGAGUAUUGUAGGGAACAUGGUAAGCUCUCUUACACCAGAUCAGAUGAGUUGACCCUCCAGCCCAUUAUUGUCUACUUUGACUGGCAGGAGCCAGAGUCUCGGGAUUAGGGGUGAGCCCAUUUCCUAUUAUCUGCUACCUGAUCUUUCUAAGUGGAGGUGCUAGGCCAGGGAUGGGGACCUCUGACUUCCAGGUGGUGUUGAACUCCAACUCCCACGAUCCCUGUCUACUGGGCCAUGCUGACUGGCGCUAAUGGGAGUUGGCGUCCAACAUCUUUUUAAGGCUGUCAGUGUGCCGUAGAUGUCUAAAAUGGGUAUCUCUGGAUGCUUAUAGAAAUCUCGCCUCUACCAAGACAGGCCUUGGAUCCCCCUUGCUCAGUAGUGUAACUUGAAGUCAUCCGUUCUACCCUCCGGAGCAGGAGAAAACAAGCUGGCUCCAUCUUCCAUGUGUCAGCCCUUGAGAUCUGUGAAGACAGCUAUCAUCUCUCCUCUCAUGAAGUAUAGCACUUCAUUGCCAGCCAUUUGGGCAGAUAUUCCACUACCCGCCGCUUCGUGGGUUGGCACCGUUUUAUACCAAUUAAAGAGAAUUCGCCUGUACUCUGUAGCCAUCCAGUUCAAAGCUAUCUUAUUAACGUCCUUUUCUCUUUGGCGCAACACCAGCUAUGCUGCCGUACCCUGAGGCAUAAUGGGCCAAGCUGCCUACAGUCACAGGCCCUCAAGUUAAAAAAGAAAAGAAAAAAAGAAAGAUAGACUCUCCUAUGAAACUUCUAAAUACAGUUUUGAAGAUUGUUUUCCCCCCACUCUCUCUUCUUCUUUUUUGGACACGUCUUCAGAGGGAGUAAAACAUUCUCUCUUUUUUUCCAGAGGAGGAUUAAAAGAAAGUUGGCUAAUUAGCUGUAGUUUAACUGCUUUAAUUACUUUUAUCCCUGAAGCCCCAUGAAUAUUUAGAUGGAGCAGAUGACAUAUAAAAAAUGGUACUAUUCACGCUCCAUGUUUAAUGAAUAUCUAAGCUGCUUCCCUGCUCCUCCUUUGGCAGGUACUUGAGAUGAUUCACACAUAAUUCCCCCCUCCCAAUAUAUCCAGAUUUCUGACCUGCAUUUGCCUGGAAAGCUGGACUCUGAAACAGCAGUAUCAAACGGAGGGUUGCACAUCUUUCCCAGGCCUUGUAUACCUGAAAUGCAUAUUUUUUUAGGAGCCACUCUUUUCUAUUGAGUGAAUUAUUUUUUUAAAAAAAAUAGGUUUCAAUACUCUAUUUUUAAAUUGAUGUGAGCUGUCCUGGGACCUUACGGUGAACGGCAAGUAAGAAAUCAAGUUAAUAAUAACAUGUGCUUCUCCUGCUUACCUAGGAAUAAUCUGUGUAUAGUAUAUGGGGGGGACACUGGUGGCGCUGUGGGUUAAAUCAUAGAGCCUAGGACUUGCUGAUCAGAAGGUCGGCGGUUCGAAUCCCCGCGACGGGGUGAGCUCCUGUUGCUCGGUCCCUGCUCCUGCCAACCUAGCAGUUCGAAAGCACGUCAGAGUGCAAGUAGAUAAAUAGGUACCACUCCAGCGGGAAGGUAAACGAUGUUUCCGUGCGCUGCUCUGGUUCGCCAGAAGCAGCUUAGUCAUGCUGGCCACAUGACCCGGAAGCUGUACGCCAAUAAAGUGAGAUGAGCACUGCAACACCAGCGUCGGCCACGACUGGACCUAGUGGUCAGGGUUCUCUUUACCUUUUUUACUAUGGGGGGGGGACUUUAUUUGUGAAGCAGUUCUCAAAAGAGGGCAUAGGUCCCCAACUUUUCCAGUCCCCGGGUGACACAUUUUGAAAUCUGAGAAACUGGCAUGGACAUCACACUGCAAAACGGCUCAGGGAUUGAAAUUGUGGUUUUCUUCCUUGCAGAAUUUAAUUCUGAUUAAACUUGCAUGUGGAUAAGAAAGGCUACUGAAUUUGGGUGAUGUGUGCAAAAGUGGCCAGAGUGGCUGGGGCAACUCAGUUAGAUGGGCAGCAUACAAAUGAUGAGGAUAAUCAUCAUCAUCAUCACCAUCAUUGCAAAGUUUCGCCUUUCAUCCUUUGCAGUUUGGGGAAAGUUCUUGUGCAUGGAUCUGUCCACCCUGCCAGCUGCUGCCCAGGGUAAAAAGGUGGGGGACAGGACCCCAAACAAUCCUAAAUAUAAUUUCAAAAGGAAAAAAUAAAGAGUGGGGCAAAGGGCCUUAAUAGGCACCAAGCAGCAGAUCUGGGGGUGCCAUGUUGCUUAUUGAUUUGGUUUGGUUUAGUUUUUACGUCUUUGUUCUGCUUUAUUAUUUGGGUUACAUAGAUGCGAUGCAAUAAGAAUACAUUCAAAAUAAUAAUAAUAAUAAAUGUACUAAACGGAACUAGGCACUUUUCCUCACAGACCUCAGCUGGCUUGCGAGAGUCCGAGUGAACCAGCCGGCGGUCCUGAGGCGGGCAGCUCAAAUUCAGACACAGCGGGCUGUGAAAAAGAAUUGGCAGGUAAGUGGCUCCCAGGAGAGGGUCGUGUCUGAGGGGGAGGGAACAUGCUUUGCGUGUCAAAGGUCUCGAGGGUGAUCCCUAGAAUCUCCAGGUAGGAGCUGGGAGAAUCCCCUGCUUGAAACUCUGGCUGCCGGUCAGUGUAGGCAGUGGGCCAGUGAUCUGACUCUGUAUCAGGCAACGUCCUUUUGCUCCUUGAGUAUUCUGCUCUCGUGUUCCACAGACACCUGUUAUACCUCCAUGGGCUUUAAUACAUUCAUACCUUGGAAGUUGAACGGAAUCCGUUCCGGAAGUCCGUUCGGCUUCCAAAACGUUCAGAAACCAAAGCGCGGCUUCUGAUUGGAAGCUCCUGCAGCCAAUCGGAAGCCCUGUCGGACGUUCGGGUUCCAAAGAACAUUCGCAAACCGGAACACUCACUUCUGGGUUUGCGGCGUUCAGGAGCCAAAACGUCCGAGAACCAAGGCGUUCGGGAUCCAAGGUACGACUCUACUGAAUUUUGUUCCAGUUGCCUAUAGGCAUAAAAGAUGGUGCUUGCCUUUUUUAAUAAUUCAUUUUUGAGGACCAUGGUAAUGAGGCUGGGAGAAAGAUUCUUUUCCAACAGCGAGUUUUUGUGUACAUGUGUGGUGGGUGCUGAGGCACCUCAGAGAGGGGCAAAACCAUAAAUAAGCUUUAAAUAUGCUGAUUCCUGAGUGGGUAGGAAUGUGCAUUUUCUAAGCCACCUCUUGGACAAUUCUUUUAUUAUUAUCAGUGUAUUUUUUUUAUUUAAGAAAUGUUUCGGGGUACUCUCAUUUUGACUCAAGAAAAAUCACCAUUUUAUAGUUCAGAUCGGGAAAUAUAAGUACAGGAAAUGGACAAAAGUACAAAGAUUCGCAAAAUGUUUAGGGGUCUGCAUCCCCUCAGAAAAAAGCACUGAUGAUGAUGAUGAUACUUGGAAACUCCUGGUCAGCCCUGGAGGCCUGGCAACCUUAACUGGGGCUGGUGGGACUUCAAGUUCAAAACUUACUGAGCUUAUUUUCCAGACUCUGAAUUAUUUUGGUUGCCCUCCCCUGCACACAUUCCAGCUUGUCAACAUCCUUCUUAAAUUGUGUUGCCCAUACCUGCACACAUUAUUCCAGGUGUGGUCUGACCAGGGCAGAAUAGAGAGGUGCUAUUACUUCUUUUGGUCUGGACACUAGACUUCUGUUGCAGCCUUUAGAAUGUUGGACGUUCCCUUUUCAUCAUUGGUUGAUAUUCUGUGUGGUUUUCAUGGGUUUUACGUAUUUGUUUUUACCAAAAUAAAGAAAAAUUACUUAAAUAAAACAUCCACAUUAGAGCAAUGACUUUAUAUUACUGACUGAAAUAUCACAAAAUCCUGUUUGGUUGCUCAACUAAAGGCAUUGCCCUAAUAUGGAUAUUUGAAUGUCUCUGCUUAAAAACUGAUAAUAGUGAGUUUUAAUGUCAGCUUGGAUUAGACUGACAUAUUUCUUUGAAAUAUCGUGAGUGUUGGCAAAGGUUUGGCUAUGGAAUUUGUAGUCAGACUCUCAUAGCUCGGCCUCUUCUGUAAAAAUAGCUUCUCGGUUAAACAACAACCAAAAAAAAAAAGCCCCCCUACAAGUUCACACCAAUUCUUGGAACCGUUUUUGCUACAUCUGUCUUCACAACUCGUUUUUCAACUGCGGAGGCCAGAAUCUCUUUCCUGGGAGCUGAUUAUACAUUCAAUUUUCAUUCCAUUUAUUUUAACUGGAAUAGGAAUUCCAACAACAAUAAAAGUGCGCUUGGUCUCUUUUCUACACGUACAGAAAGCAAAACAAAGUGCUUCAGAGCAAAAAGAAAUCCUUUGUAUCUACCCCUGCUUUCUCCAUGAGAUAGGGAAUCUAAAUGAUUCUCAAGCAGAGCUUGAUUCAUAACAUCCGUUCUCAAUACAGCACAGUCUGUUUUUCAGCACUUUACACUGGGGUGCAAAAAGAUCUGGGGAUGUUCUAGGAGGGUCUAGAAAGAGAAGCAAAGGGUGCUAAAACAGCUAAGUGCCACAUUUCAAAACAGUUGGGUCCAGACCUAGAGCAAUAGUCAGCCAUGCAGUUCCAUUAGUGUGAGGACUUAUGGCUGUGCAGUGGAACUUUCUCCUCUAUGUGCCCUGUAAAUCUCUUCCGGAUUUCCCCACAAACCUCUGGAGCAGAUCUGGGGAGGCCAUGAGGGGUUUGUGAGGAGGCGAGGUUCCACUAACCAAAUAGGAAAAAGCAACAACCAUUACCAUUGUUGAGUAAGCAGUUAAUGUUUCAGUCUUGCGCUUUUCAGAAGCAACAGCCCCAAGACUCUGAACUGGGGUUCCCAGGGCAAGGCUUGGCAGGUUGCAUUCCUCCGUGAAGUUCGGGAAGCUUAGUAAAGUCUGCCUGAAGUGAGCUGAUUUCUUGAUUUCACAGUCCUUUUUUAAAAAACCAAAACAAACAAAAGCAAGAUUUGAUUUUGAUGGCCGAUGAAUUUUGGAUGGAAACGAAUUCUUCUAGCGUUUCAGUGGUACCUCGGUUUUUGAACGUAAUCUGUCCCAGAAGACCAUCCCAGUUCCAAAACGUUCAAAAACCGAAAACUCAGUACGGAAGCCUCUGUACAGAAAACUCAAUACGGAAGCCGCAUGGCAUGUUCGACUUCCAAGGCGCAUUCAGAAACCAAAGCAUUUAAAAACACAUUUGAAAAUGGCUAUCACAUUACCUCUCAGUAUUCCUUUCUCUAGGUUAUAAUACUUUAAAUACUUUAAAUGCAAGGCAAUGGGUCCAGUGCAAUCUGGACAAAUUUAUGCCCUUCUAAUUCCCAUACACAUCAGAGGGAACAGCAUUAGGGGUGUGUGGGUGACCCUUCCAUUGUAAUCAGGGAGAUUUUAAAUUGCCUAACUUUAGAUGGGUCAUACCUGGUUUUUUGUUUCCUUUUAAAUACAUUUAUUUCCUUCUCUCCCCAGUAUGCAUGAAAUGUGCCAGUUGAAAGAUGCAGGGGGCAAAAUAUUGUCUGCUUAAUCACCCUGAUCCCACAGCUGUUUAAAUUAAACCACGAGCUACAGGAAGGAGGGGGAAUAGGAUCUGGACCGGUGAGAAGGAUCCCUAUUGAAAGCAGGGUUUGGUCAGCUGUGGUUGGGAGCAUUUUCAGCAAACUGGUUUUGUUUAAAAAUCACCAGAAGCUUCUGAUCUUCUUCUGGCACAGAAAAUAGAUGAGAGGAGGGAAAGUGAGAGUCUGUGGUUCAUUGUAGCUUGUUUAUGUACCAGCGCUCUUAUCUGUCCUGGCCUCUGAAGUACCAGGUGUUCUCUAGGCAUGCAGCUAUAUGAUAAGGCCUUUUCUUAAUAUAUAUGUAUAUUUCUAUAUGAUAAAAGGCAGCUUGGCACCUGAGGGCCGUCACCUGCAUUGACCUCACCACCCUUUCGGGCGAUGACACCCCUUCCAACGUCUGCAGGUUGUGCUACAAAGCGAAGCAUCCCAUCCGAGCGGAUCUGUUGCAAGCUAUGAGCGUGGACGGCAAAGGUAAGUCUUUCUGUGCAAAGCAGGAACAGAACCUUGGUUCUGUUCAGGUCAUGCUGACCUUUAAAGCCCUAAAUAGCCUCAAAGGCCCAGUAUACCUGAAGGAGCUUCUCCACCCCCAUCGUUCAGCCCGGACACUGAGGUCCAGCUCCGAAGGCCUUCUGGCUACGAUAAGCCAAGUUACAGGGAACCAGGCAGAGGGCCUCCUCAGUAGUGGCACCCACCCUGUGGAACGCCCUCCCACCAGAUGUCAAAGAGAAAAGUAACUACUGUACAGUGGUACCUCAGGUUAAGAACUUAAUUCAUUCCGGAGGUCCAUUCUUAACCUGAAACUGUUCUUAACCUGAAGCACCACUUUAGCUAAUGGGGCUUCCUGCUACCGCCGCGCCGCCGCUGCACGAUUUCUGUUCUCAUCCUGAAGCAAAGUUCUUAACCCGAGGUAAUAUUUCUGGGUUAGCGGAGUGUGUAACCUGAAGCGUCUGUAACCUGAGGUACCACUGUACCAAACUUUUAGAAGACGUCUGAAGGCAGCCCUGUUUAGGGAAGCUUUUAAUGUUUAAUAUUGUAUUUUAGUGUUCUGUUGGAAGCCGCCCAGAGUGGCUGGGGAAACCCAGCCAGAUGGGUGGGGUAUAAAUAAUAAAUUAUUAUUAUUAUUAUGUGUAUCUGGAAAAGAUACAUGGGCUGUUUGUGUGCCAAGUCCCUCGGAUCGAUCCUCUGGUAUGUGCUGGUUUCUGCUGAACGGUUAGUCCGGCUCAGAAGGACAAUCUGGAUUCCAGGGCUUCAGCUGAAGAAGUGAGAACUGCAACGAAAUGUUGCAGUGUUUAGCACUCCUGUUGAGGGUGCUAACCUCUUUUAGAAUUCUCCAUUGCAUUUCCUCUCCCUUUCUGGUUUUUCCAUUCCCCUCCCACCACUCCAAUAGCCUUAACCAUUCUUUGGCCACAGAGCAUGCAAGCGCUCACAGUUCUGUUUCUGGAGUUCCCUUCCACUUCAAAGUCCCCCCCACCACUUGUACUUCUGCAGACAUUCCCCCACUCCUGCUUAUACCUCCUUAUUUUACUUACUUAAGGUAAAGGUAAAGGGACCCCUGACCAUUAGGUCCAGCCGUUUACCUUCCCGCUGGAGUGGUACCUAUUUAUCUACUUGCACUUUGAUGUGCUUUCGAACUGCUAGGUUGGCAGGAGCAGGGACUGAGCAAUGGGAGCUCACCCCGUCGCGGGGAUUCGAACCGCCGACCUUCUAAUUGGCAAGUCCUAGGCUCUGUGGUUUAACCCACAGCGCCACCCGCGUCCCAUUUUACUUACUUAUAUUUGUACAAACAUUUAUAUAUGGCCCACUUGUAUAAAUCAUCAAGGUGGUACGUACAAUUCCAAUGAAGCACGGAAGCAUACUGUCAUAAAAAUGAUUUGCAGUGGGCGUUAAUUAAAGAACGGAAUAGGCUUUUCGGCAUAAAAAAAUAUAUUUGAGAGGCGCCUGAAAGUUGGCAGUGAGGAUGCCUGGCAAAUCUCUGCUGGAAGAGCUAUACUAAAUGCCCAACUUCAGGUUGAAGACCGUCAUGUUUCUGAGAUAUGAGGGGGAAACUAGCAGGGUUCUCUUGUUUAGUAAUAAUAAUGAUUUAUUACUUAUUCCCUGUCCAUCUCACUGGGUUGCACCAGCCAUUCUGGGGGGCGGGUAUGAUCUCUCUGUUUCAGCUGGGAUGUAAGGGCCUGGACUGUCCUCUUUUUUUAAUAAAUUUUUUAAUUCAUUUUUCUUUUUCAUUCAUUACAUACACCUCAAAUUCUUAACAUUUACUAUAUAUUCCUCCCUCCCUCCCCUCCAAGACUUCCCCCAGCUUCCGCUUCUGGUUUGUUUCUAUUUUCACCCAUUUUGCUAUCUCUUGACAAAAAAAGUUAUUAAUAACAUAACAUCAAACCUAAAAAAAAAAGAGUAAAAUUAAAUGCACCAUCAUAUUUCACUAUCUUCUAAACAUUUUCUGAUGCUGAUAAUGUGAAUGUUUAUUUAAAUCCUGCCAUCAAGUCUAUUGACUUUCUUUGUUUCUGCGAAUAUAAUAUGAAUGGUUCCCAAUCUUUUUCAGAGUCUCUGUUGUCUUUUUCUCUUAGUCUAUCUGUCAUUUUUGCCAGUUCUGCAUAGUUCAUCAACUUCUCUUGCCAUUGUUCUUUAGCUGGUAUUUCUCCAAUUUUGUGCAAUCAACAUCCGAAACUUUGCCCCCUUUUUGGUGCAUUGUUAUAUUUGCUAACAUUCCGUUAUGAAAUUUUCCUCGUGGUGGUUGGUUUUGAGACGCAUUCUGGUUUUUAUUUGUUGUAAACCGCUUUGUGAGUGACUGUUUUCAUGGGAAAGUGGCAUAAAUAUGACCCGUAGAUCUCCUGUUGCCCUGAUCAUGGAAUGAGUAAGCCCGAUAAUCUUCAAGCACCCUCCCUGCCUCCCAUCAUCACCCAUUUAUAAGGUUUUGGUGUGUAGUGGGGCGUGUGUCUGCCUGCCUUUUCGAGGCACCUGCUUUUUCUGCAAAAGGUCCCACGUUCAGUCUCCUGCUAAACAAAUCUCCGUCAGAGACAAUAAAAUAGCUAGGUGGCAGUAUAAGGCAGGUUCUUCAGCUCUGUUGCCUUGCUUUUUCAGUGAGUAUCUCCCAUGCUACAAAUAAGGCUAUUCACACACUGUAUAGUUUUUGUUUUUGUUAAAUAAAGGUUCUUCUACAAAAUGAAGAAUUCUAUUUUAUUUACAACAUUUUUAUACCACCCAUAAGCAAAAGGUUUUCUGGGAGGUCUACAGAUUCGCAGCAGAGGCACACAAAAUAUGGCUCGGGACAUUCUUUUUUAAAAAAAACAGCGUCAGAGUAAAAAGCAAAAACCCGCGAAAGAGAACUUCUAUAAGUUCUAAAGGGGGAUCUUUGUCUCCAGUUGUGACCUGACUUCAUACUGGCAAAUAAAGCUAGUAUUACAAAAACGCAGUAGCUGUCAGGUGUGUUGCGGGGAUACGAAACUCUGGAACUUCUCAAUGCUCAAGAGAAGCGGGAAGUACAUAAUAAGAUGUGGCUUUGUUCUGCAUCCAUUAUCAGAGGCGUCGUGCCCCCAAAUGCCAGUUUUGGGGACUCAGAAGUGGAUAGAGGGCUGAUGGCCACUGUGGGAAUAGGAUGCUAGACUAGAUGGGCCUUUGGCCUGAACCAGCAGAACACAGUUCUUACGUUCUUAAUAUAUCCAAUAUCUAAGUUCUCAACACUGAAUUCUUGCUUUGGGGAAUGGGAGAGAUGGGCCCUUGGGGUCACUGUUUGUGAAACAGGAAAGCAAAAUGAUGCCCCUCCAUGGAAAUUAUAUAUAGAAAAUCUACGCAUUUGGCAAUUUGCUGCCCUCUGAUGGUGGAGAGGGGCCUUGCCCUGCCUUGUGGCAAGGCUGGCCCUGAAAGUGAGUCAGAAACUAAAGUGGACCAUAUUCUCGAUCUGUUUGCAGGCAUUACUACUGCUGCCGUUUGCGUCUAUCCAGCAAGAGUCGCUGAUGCAGUGAAAGCACUGAAGGCUGCUGGCUGUGACAUCCCAGUAGCUUCAGGUAAACUUUCCUCCUGUGCUUAUGUGGAUCCUGACUUGACUGCAUACAUUCCCAUUAUGCGGCCCUUGGAGGAUUACGAGGGAUGAAUGUGGCCCCCGGGCCAAAGAAGAUUAGUCACCCCUGGUAUAGGGGCUGCGGCAACAAUGUGUUCCACUGUUUGGGGUUUUUGUUGUUGUGGGGACUGUUGCUGCUUUUGCUUUUUGUGUUUUAAUUUAGAUUUUGUUGUGAAAUUUACGUGGAAAUUGGUCAGUUUGGUUUUGUAUUUUUUAAUAGUUUGUUUAUCGUUUAUGACUACUUUUGUUAUGUUGUAGUUAUGUGGGGUUUUUUAUCUAGUAAGCCACCUUGAACAUGGUUUGAGCUGUGGAAAAGUGGCAUACAAAUAAGAUUAUGUAUGCAUGUGAUGCAGUGCUGAUCAUAGCUGUCAACUUUUCCCUUUUCUUGCGAGGAAUCCUAUUCAGAAUACGGGAAUUUUCCUUUAAAAAAGGGAAACGUUGACAGCUAUGACACUGCUGAUGAAAGUUAAUUUGCUUCUUGCAGCUCUGCUUUCCACCUUCCCUGUUUAUAUUGCAAUUACAUGAGGGCAGAAUGCUUGAAAAUCAUUGAUGUGUGAAUCAGGGAUUGCCAGGUCCCAUCAAACCCAGCCUGCGCAACCCAACAGCAAGGAAUUAUGGGAGUUGUAGUCCAUCAGACCUGAAGGGCACCAUGAUGGCCUCUUCUGUUUUAGAGUCUCAUGUGUGGUGCUAGUUUAACCUCUUACUUCCACACUUCCUCCUUUUGUUGAGGAAAAAGAAAGACUGGAAAUUUGGGAGGGAUUGUGGAUGGUUGGAUUGUGGGAAGUACCUGACUGUGGUGAACAAGUUCUAUAGAUCUGGCAGGCUCAUGCCUGUUGCCCCUCUGCUAUCUCUCUGCUCGCACCAAGACUAAUAACUUGCACUGUGUGUGUUUUUCUCUUAGUGGCAACUGGAUUUCCAGCAGGACAGACGGCUCUGAAAACCCGCUUGGAGGAGAUCCGCCUCGCCGUGGAAGAUGGCGCCAGAGAGAUAGACAUCGUCAUUAACAGAACUUUAGUCCUGACAGGCCAGUGGGAAGGUGAGCAUUAAGGGAGUCCUGACAGAAAAAUGGUUGCAGGAACAUCAGGAGAGCCCUGCUGGGUGCGACCAAAAGGCCUGUCUGGUCCAGCGUCCUGAUCUCACAUUGGCCAACUGGUUGCCCAGGAAAUGUACACAAUAGCACGUGCCCAUGGUGACCCCCAGCAACUGGUAUUUAUUUAGAGGCAUAUGCAGUACUGCCUCUGAUACUGGAGAUAAUAUAGCCAUCAUGACCCGUGGAUAUCCUCCAUGAAUCUGUCUGAUCUCCUUUGAAAGCCAUCCAAAAUGGCAGCCAUCACUACAUCUUAAGGUAGCAAAUGCCACAAUUUAACAAUGCACCAAAUGAAAAACUGCUUCCUUUUGACAGUCCUGAAUCUCCGGUCUUCCAGCUUCCUUGGGUUACCUCAGGCUCUGGAUAUUAUGAGCCAAAAAUUACCCAAUGUUGUUUAACUAUUUGUAUUUCAACUUUUUUAUAGUUGAGCACAACUGAUAAUAAUAAUAACAGUCGUAAUCAUAAUAAUUUUAUUAUUUGUACCAUGCCAGCACUUCGAUUUGAGCCCAGAAGCUAAUCAGCACCGGUCUUUUUCCUGAUUCUUUUCCCUGGCUAUGUGGGGUUUGAACCUGAGAGCCUUUGUUCUCUUUUUGCACAAUUUGCUGCCGCCUGCCUGGUGAUGGCGGGGGAAGCCCGUUACCCCAAUGCAUUUGUCGCUGACAACGAUCAGGCCCGUGUAUCGGCAAGAUUUCCUUUUCUUUUUCACAAAGCUUUCCUUCCGCAAAGGAAUAUUGUGAAAAAUAAAUUUCCCCCCGCUUUUGUCUUAACUUCAUGUGAAAUGGGGGGGGGGGGGAGGAAAGUAACAUGGAUGCCAGCGCUCUAAUUAUUUCCAAACAGAAUUGUUAAAAAGAACUCGAGGGGUUGUUGGCCUAGCGUUACUUUUAAAAAAGGAAAGAAAGAAGAAAAGUGUGUUUGGUUCCUGACAACAAAAUCUCUGUGUUUUCUAAUUGGUGUUCGCAGAAUCUCAGUGCAUCCUCAGUACCGUUUAGAUUGCUGUUGCGAGUUGUCUCCCUGGAAUGCUAUUAAUUAGCAAGCUUUUUAAUACAGUAGGAGAAGGCAUUUCUCUGUAAUUGGUUUUCUCUUAAUGUACCUUGAAUGGUUUGCCUUUAAAUGCUGACAGUGCUCCAGUAACUAAGCUCUGUGUUUGUACAAUUAGCAUCCUUCCAUUACAAUGCAACAUUUCUUUAGCUGGAGGAUGUGGUGCUAAAGGCCUCUUUUACCAAGUAGCUUUGUCGUAGACAAUGUUCUGUUGAACUCACACAGGCUAUUUUUUUUAUUUCCACCCUCCCUUCCUCCGGGGAGCUCAAGGGACGAGUGCACACAGUUAUCUCCCCGACCUGCACCAUUUUAUUGUUGUGGGGUAGGUUAGACUGAGAGGUAGCAGCUCACCUGAGGUCACCCAGUCAGCUUCAAGGCCUGGCAACUCCUAGUCCAAUGCUCUAACUACUAUACCAUGCAGAUUUGACAUUGGCCGUGUGUUGCACAUCAUGAUAAGCUAGGGUUUCUCUUCUGUUAUCUUUGCACAAGUGGUGUGCUGGUGCAAGUGCCCCUAUUGCUCUCACUGUGUGCUCCUCCUCUGGCACAAGUGAGAAAGCCCUGCUGCUGUUAAGCUUGGCUUCAUAUAGUGCCCAAACCCGGGAUCGUGGCCUGUUUCUCCUUAAGAAGCUCACCUUCAAAGGCUUACGCCAAGCUGUGUUUUAAAGCUGGCAAAUGAUCCUGGCUUGUUACCAGGAUCCUGGGCUGCUGAUGUAAUGGGACACCAAGCUUAACUUGUGGUUUCAUAGGUUGUUUGCCCCACUUACGCCCAGCCGAGGAGUGAAGCAGGAGCAGUUUUUUAAAACUCAUUUCAUUUCGAGCAUUUGUAUCCUGUUCUUCAGGGCUCCCAGAGCGUCUUCUUGUUGUUGUUGUUUAGUCGUUUAGUCGUGUCCGACUCUUUGUGACCCCAUGGACCAGAGCACGCCAGGCACUCCUGUCUUCCACUGCCUCCCGCAGUUUGGUCAAACUCAUGCUGGUAGCUUCGAGAACACUGUCCAACCAUCUUGUCCUCUGUCAUCCCCUUCUCCUUGUGCCCUCCAUCUUUCCCAACAGCAGAGUCUUUUCCAGGGAGUCUUCUCUUCUCAUGAGGUGGCCAAAGUAUUGAAGCCUCCGCUUCAGGAUCUGUCCUUCCAGUGAGCACUCAGGGCUGAUUUCCUUCAGAAUGGAGAGGUUUGAUCUUCUUGCAGUCCAUGGGACUCUCAAGAGUCUCCUCCAGCACCAUAAUUCAAAAGCAUCAAUUCUUCGGCGAUCAGCCUUCUUUAUGGUCCAGCUCUCACUUCCAUACAUCACUACUGGGAAAACCAUAGCUUUCACUGUACGGACCUUUGUUGGCAAGGUGAUGUCUCUGCCUUUUAAGAUGCCAAUAUCCUUCUUAAAUGUGCUGCCCAGAAUUCAACUCACUGUUGACUCAUGUGAAGCUUGUGAUCUACGUAGACCCCUAGAUCCUUUUCAUAUGAACUACUGGCAAGCCAGGUGUCCCCCAUCUUGUAUUUGUGCAUCCAGUUCUUCCUGCCUAAGUGCAGAACCUUACAUGUCUCUCUAUUGAAAUUAUUUUUGUUGGUUGUGGCCCAGUUCUCCAAUCUGUUAGGUUAUUUCGGGAGAGGCUGCACUCUUCCAUAUCCAGAGGCUAGAUGUUCAAAGCUUGGAUCCUAAGAUGUGGUGGUAAAAGUGUCGGGCUAGGACCUUGGAUGCCAGAGUUCAAAUCCCCACUCAGCCACAACGUUUACGGGAUGACCUGGGGCCAGUCACCAUCUCUCAGCAGACCUACUGCACAGGAGUAGGGUAAAAAGGAGGGAGGGGGGUCGAACCAUGUACGCCAUCUUGAGCUCCUUGGAGAACAGGCGAGAUAGAUUUGCAAUAAUAAAGAAUUAUCACCACUGGGUGACCUUGAGCUACUUCCUGCCUCUCACCUAACCUACUGUGGAGAUUAAAUGAGGAGGGGAAGAAUCACAAACACCACCUUGAGCUCCUUGAGGAAAACACAGGCCAGGCAUAGGCAAACUCGGCCCUCCAGAUGUUUUGAGACUACACUUCCCAUCAUCCCUGACCACUGGUCCUGUUAGCUAGGGAUGAUGGGAGUUGUAGUCCCAAAGCAUCUGGAGGGCCGAGUUUGCCUAUGCCUGACGUAGGGUGCAGACACAAUAAAUAAAUAAACAGGAAAUUCAGAAGAGGAAAACUUCCCGUCCCCUGCUCCCCUGAUAACACAUCCUACAUCGUUCAAGCCACUCUACAGAAGCGAUGGUGGCUGCUCCUUAAGCUAACAUUUUAGGACUGAAGCCCAUGUUCAGAGCUACAUCACGUUCUUUGUCCCUUGGUCGUGGUAUAUUAGUGGGGAUGGGGGGAAGUAAAUGCAAGAGAGAAAAAUUGUGUGUGUUUUUAACAUUUUCUUUACACUAAUGGGCAAUUGUUAGGGGAAAGGCAUCUAUCAGAAAGAAGUUCAGUAACUCCAGUGCAAGGACUCAGCUCCUAAACUCAAAGAGCGAGCCGACACAAAGCAGUUGCUUUUAUAUUCCAAUCCAUUAGAGAGCACUUAAAAUAAUUGUUAAAAGACCAGGCUUAGACAAAUUAUAGUUCAAGUGGCGCGAAGAUACUCAACAAUAGGUAACAGCAGAUUUAACUUAAGGCUUGGCGUAAUUGGACGUACACUAAAGUACUUAACAUUUUCAGCAAUUUUUGAAAUGUAUUAAGAACGUGGAGACUUGUUCCAAACGGCCACCAGCCAUCCAUGAAGCACGACCCUCAACUUUGCCAUGGGCUUUUUAAAAAGCUCUAAAAAGGGGGAAAGGAAAGAAAGGAGAGACUGAGGGUGCUGCUGCUGGGGAGAAUCAAGGACGUUUUUCACCCACAUUACGAAUUUUACGAAUACAGAGUGCGUCAUAGAAUUUCAAAGCAAGUGUGCUGUUUAAUAGCAGGAGCAAGAGGCAAUUAACACACUCACAGCAUUGGGGGGGGGAUGGGUAUUUACAAAUUGCUAGCCAGCCAAUAAAUAAACAGGGGCUAGUCUCGCUAGGGGUUGGCAGAAGAGGGAAUCCAGCUACUUGCUGCCCUUCUUUGUUAAGAACACAAGAAGAGCCUGUUGUUAUUGUUGUUAUUGUUGUUAUUGGUUUUUAUUGAUUUAUUGGUUGGUUUGUUGCUCGUAUAGCUUAGUUGUGUUUUUAUAUAAGUUGUAAGCCACCCAAAGUGACUGGGGAAACCCAGCAAGAUGGUCAGGCUAUAAAUUUAAAAUUAUUAUUAUUAUUAUUAUUAUUAUUAACCAAAAAAAAUUCCUUUCUGCUAGGUCUCUACGAAGAAAUACGUCAGUGUCGUCAGGCCUGUGGAGAAGCUCAUAUGAAAACUAUUUUGGGGACAGGAGAGCUGGGAUCGCUUACUAAUGUCUACAAAGCAAGUCUUGUAGCCAUGAUGGCAGGUAACUUCCAUUAUUUAUUAUUAUUAUUAUUUAAUAAAUACAAUUGCUAGUUGCUUUUUAUCCCCCAUCCUGCAUCACCUGCACUUUCCUCGGGACUGCGAUCUUGCUCAGGUCAUUUGACUCACACAGUUUUUGGCCUGGACAUGUUGGAGGGUAAAGGUAAAGGGACCCCUGACCAUUAGGUCCAGUCGUGGCCGACUCCGGGGUUGCGGUGCUCAUCUUGCUUUAUUGGCCGAGGGAGCUGGCGUACAGCUUCCGGGUCAUGUAGCCAGCAUGACUAAGCCGCUUCUGGCGAACCAGAGCAGCACACGGAAACACCGUUUACCUUUGCGCCAGAGUGGUACCUAUUUAUCUACGUGCACUUUGACGUGCUUUCGAACUUCUAGGUUGGCAGGAGCAGGGACCGAGGAACGGGAGCUCACCCCAUCGUGGGGAUUCGAACUGCCAACCUUCUGAUCGGCAAGUCCUAGGCUCUGUGGUUUAACCCACAGUGCCACCCGCGUCCCAUGUUGGAGGGUAUGAUAUAAUAAAUGGCUGUUAUGACCGACUGUUUUGGGGCAACAAGGCCCACUGCAGCCCAGAUUGUGGGAGGCCUUGUGUGGAGCAGAGUGCGCCAAGGCAAGAUGAAAGAGAGGCCAUAUGAAGAGCAGUCAGAUCUACUAUAGCAGGACUAGGGGACACUGCAGGAAUACUUGAACCAAAAAGCUUGAACAUCCAUGAUACCAGGUACCAUGGCCCAGUUCCCAGGCAGACCCGAUGACGUACCUCUCCACCCUCCCCUUUGACUCCUAAAAUAAAGGGUGGUAUUCAGCUUAGCUUUACUCAGAGUAGACGUAUUAAAAUUUAUGAGCCUAACUUCAUCAUGUUCAUUAAUUUCAGUGGGUUUACUUUGAAUAACUCUUGGUUAAACACUACCCAUAGAUAUUCAGGACCCACCCUAUUCUUCCAGUUCCUAAUUUUUGAAACUAGUUUUAAUGUAUUUUUAUAUUGUUAUAACCCUCACUCGGACCUUACGGUGAAGGGUAGGGAACAAAUUCAGAAAAUAACCGUUAAGUGGGCAGUUAGCCCUGCAGAAUUAGCAGCCUUUCCUACAGAACUUCUAGAGUGGGGCUGCUGGUUAAUUUAACACUGCGGGGUUCUCAAAAUCUUUGUUUUGAUUCUUCCUUAAAUAAAAAUAGGUUCUGAAGUUCACCUCUCCUUUCCACCCUGUGUUUUUUGAAAUGCAGUUUCACUGCAGUACAGCAGAUGGCUCUGCUGUUAACACUAUCCCCCCUCCCUCCUCGGCCCGCAUUCUUAUAACAGCACCGUGGCAGCUUCCCAUUUUUAAAUAUACACAAUAGCUUUCAUCAAUCUGCGGCUUUGUUAGCGGCUAAGCGUGUUUUUGUUUCCGUUUGAAUCGAGUGCAGCGGCCAAACGCAUCAGACCACACUGUGAAAGCGGAGCAUUUCCUUCUCCUCAGAAAUUCUGAGAAACGAGCCCUUGGUUGGAAGCCAGUAUGGCGUAAUGGUUAGAGUGUUGGAAUAGGACCCAGGAGACCAGGGUUCGAAUCCCCACUCAGCCAUGAAGCUCGCUGGGUGACCUUGGACCUGUCAUCAUCUCUUAGCAUUAACCUACCUCAUGGGCUUGUUGGGAGGAUUGGAAUGGAAUGGGGAGGGAGAGAACCACCACCACGAGGUCCUUGGAAGAUAAAAGUAGCGUAUAAAUGCAGUAAAUAAUAAUAAUAAGCCAGCACUAAUGGAAGGACAUUAAAAAGAGGCUGGUUGCUGAACCAAAACCUUGGACAAGGAAAGCCUCUGGUGGAGUUAAAGUCCAUCAGGGAUCAGCAAACUUUUUCAGCAGGGGGCCGGUCCACUGUCCCUCAGACCUUGUGGGAGGCCGGACUAUAUUUUUUUUUUUGGGGGGGGGGGAAUGAAUGAAUUCCUAUGCCCCACAAAUAACCCAGAGAUGCAUUUUAUAUAAAAGCACACAUUCUACUCAUGAAAAACACCAAGCAGGCCCCACAAAUAACCCAGAGAUUCAUUUUAAAUAAAAAGACGCAUUCUACUCGUGUAAAAACAUGCUGAUUCCUGGACCGUCCACAGGCCAGAUUUAGAAGGCGAUUGGGCUGGAUCCGGCCCCCGGGCCUUAGUUUGCUUACCCAUGCAAUAGAUCAUGCGCUGUGAGAAGAAUAACUACUUAUUUCUUUUCUGGCUACAUCUGCACCAUAAAUUUAAAGCCCUGUUAAACCGCCUCAUGGCUUCUCUCAAAGCAUUCUGGGAACUGUAUUUUUUAAGGGUCCUGAGAGGUGCCAGGAGACCUUUAUUUCUCUCAGAGGGGUAGCAUUCCCAGAGUGGUUUAAUGAUCAAGCCCUCUUCCUGGGAAUCAUAGAGUUGGAAGGGACCCCAAGAGUCAUCGAGUCCAGCCCUCUGCAGUGCAGGAAUUUUUUACAUGGGGCUCGAACCCACGACCCUUAGGUUAAUAAUCUCAUGCUCUGCUGACUGAGUUGCCCCAGGAACUCUGAGAGUUGUAGCUCUGCGUGUGGAAUAGGUAACAACUCUCAGCUCCGUUGACAAAUUUCGGUUCCCAGGAUGCUUUGGGGGGAAGCCUUAACUGUUUAAAGUGGUAUAAUAGUGCUUUAGAUGUGUGGUACAGAUUUUCCCUCUGUCCUGAACCACUCUAUUCAGCUUCAUUGGAAGUCCUCAGGUUCUAGUAGCACAAGAGAGGAUGAAAACCUCUCCCAAUCCACUUUAAUCAAUUCCAUGCCUCAUUUUUAUACAGCCUUGAAUAAGGCCUACAGUCCCAUGCCAGGCUUCCCAAGUAAGUGAGGUUGGGCUGGGAAGGCUGUUUCGCUGUGGAUUGCUGUGCAAUUUCCAGGAAGGAGGUCUGUUGUUGUUGUUAACAUUUGUAUGCCACUCUAUGCCCGCAGGUCUCAGGGCAGUUACAAGACGAAACAACAGUAUAAAAAUACAAAAUACAUAGCCAAAAUAAAAACAACCCAAUAACCCCUCCCCAGCCCCCCAAAAAAUUCCCCACAUUUUAAAAGGGCAUUAAAAGGAUGGUGCUUUGGCAGCAGCUGCUACUGAGGUCCAACUCUCUUUAGAAGGAAAACUCCCGCAUCUCUGUAUUUAGACACUGGAGCUGAAUUUAAAGCACAGUUAUAUAAAACACUUGAAACCCAUUCAGAAAACAAGCGGACAAUGUUUGUGGUGAAUAGGGAAACCAGCAAGACGGGCGGGGGGAGAGGAAGGUCCAAAACCCUUGAAAAGGUGCAAUGAAAACCAAAGUCAGAUAUCACGCAGCCUGCUUUGUAAAGGGAGGAAAAGACUUGCAGAGUUGGUACCUCUGUGUGUGUUUUUUUAUUAUUUAUAGAUGCAGCUUUUGAUACAGUAUCUGAGCUUUCAGAGCUUCUCUUGUAUUGAAAAUUGGUUGGGUCAGUGCAUGAAUUGCGGGCUGCUCAGUCCAAUGGAAGAGGUCUUGGCUUGUCUCCCCUCCAGAGGUAGUUUUGGGUUCUCUUCCUUUCUUGGGUUCCUGAGCCACCCACCUCGCUGCUGCUGCGGCUGCGCUUGUGUCUGUUUUAAUUUGCUGGUGAAUAAUUUAAAGGGGCCUGUUUAUUUUUUAAUAAAAGGGAAAGAUAUAAAUUGUCUUGAGUGUGGGUAAUGUUACUUACAGCUGCCACCAAACAGAUGCUUGGCGUUUCCAAAUGGAUAUUUUAGUCCGCAAUCAGUUGCAGGAGAAAAGAACAAACUUACCCCCCUUUUGAAAAAAAAUUAUCACUCCCACCCAUUCUUUUAAACUUUAUUUUCUGACAAGAUUCCCGCCCGCUCCCUAUCUCCAGAGAGAUAUAUAAGAGUUGUAUUUGAUAUAAAUAUUUAAUUCCCUUGUGCUAAUUUCUUUCUUUUUUUUUUUUGAGUGGGCUUUUUUAUUCUUUUGAGGGACAGGGGUUGCAUGUUAAUGCUUAUGAUGGACUAUUUUAAUAUAAAGCUAUUUAAAUAAGUUUCAUUUGUCCUCCGGAGCCCAAACUCUCCCGGACGAAGUCAGCUGGAUGUUAGGAGGCGGGAAAAGGUACAAAUGAGAGCUGUGUUUUGAAGUCGCAAAAGACUUGAUCUGGGCCACUCGUUGAUCAAACGGCUCCUGCCUUUCAAAGAACAAGGGCAAGAAGAAGCAGAAGCAGGUGAUGCACAAGAGCCAAGGAUCUCCCAGGGCACUUCAAAUGUCUUGAGAAAGGCAGGGUGUGGAUUCUCUGAAGUGCUCGAGCGAAUGCUGUUUCUUCAGUUCCCUCAUGCUACAAAGCUGCUGGCAGGGGUGGGCAGGUUUGAAGAGAGUUGCUUUUUAAAUACUUUGAGAACUUGGGACCCAAGUUUCCUCAAGAAACGUCAGCUACCCAGCGGAACACUAUGGUCAUCUUCGGUGACCUGGACGCCCUUGCCGCCAUCUUGCUUGCCGGAUUUCUUUGCUGACCAUUGACGUGGAAUGGAAAACCCAUUAUCGGCAUCACGUAUGCAAAAGGGCAGCCUGACCAUAUAAAACCAGUAAGAACCAGUUUAGGAGGAAUCGAACGCUGACUGUUAGAGUGAAGAACAACUCCAGAUAAGGCACGAGGAGGUGUCUGCAUGUUCAGUGAAAGAAAAUGGGCUGAGUGUACGUUUUCAAGGACUGCGGUUGGAUGAAGACAUAGUGAGGACGAACAGCCGAUGUGACGUUUAUUUUUCCUGUGUCGCGAUUGAAAGUUCUCUUGGGCUCUUUGGACUCUGUCCUGCAAUGCAUUGCUGAAUAAAGCCUGGCCUUCUGGGAACUUGGCGUGAGCCUCCGUACUCGAAAGCCCAAGGGGAAUUUUCCCCAUGCCUUCCCUGCCAAAGGAGCCCAGGCUCACAAACAGCAAAGCAGCCAAACGGUGCCCUUUAAAAAAUAAAAAAGACAUAAAGAAGCCACCUUCGAAACAUCUAUGAACAUUUAAAACUUUGAUAAUAAGAUUGAUAAGUUAGGCAAGCAAAUGGUGAUUGAAGAGAACAUAGGAACUUGCCUUGUCAGUUCCAGGUCCAUGUAGCUGAAUAGUGUAUACACUUGGCCGAAAACAGCUGUCCAGGGUUUCAGGCAGGAGUCUCUCCUCAGCCCUCCCUGGAGAUGCUGUGGGGUUGAAUUUGGGACCAAACCAGAUGCUCUUCUACUGAGCUGCAUCCCUUUCCCCCAAAGACAGAGCCUUCUUGGUCAUGGCCCCCUGCCUGCGAAAUGCCCUCUGAAGUCAUUUUGGCACCUGGUGAAGAAGCUUUCCAGGCCCUCUGUCAUCUAGUAUAGAAUUAUGCUUACGAUUCACCCAUUAGUCUCAGUACUGUGUCAUCCAGGGGUAAGAGACUUGCGACCUGCCUGUCAUUGCUGGGGCUCCAGCCAUAUCUGGAGUGCUCCUGGUUCCCCAUCUCUGAUCUCAAACAAGCUGGCUGUGAAGUUCUGUUUUUCACACUGAAUUGUUGGGUUGUGUCUUCUCCGCUGCCGUUUUCCCGAUUUUGAUUUAUUGUUUGUUUGUCCAUAUUUGUUGGGUUUUUAUGUUUCUUUGUUUUUAUUGCCUUGUAGUAAACCACCCUGGGAGUUGUCUGUUGUUUUAGCGAAGGGCUGGCAUAACAUUAUUUUAAAUAAACUUGCAGCCAGGAAUGCUAAAUGCAGCCUCCCUCCUGUGUUUACAGCGAUCACUCAGCAGUGCUCUGAUUUUGUGUGUGGCGAUUGUGCUUCAGCAGAACUGCAUAUGGUGGUUUCCUGUAUAUGCAACACAGACACAGAAGGAGGAAACGGUAGAUGUUCUAGUGCAGAGUGUCUAGGACUGACUGGAUGAGGAAGAGUGGUGGGAGCCGCCUGCCCAAAAGCCCCCCAAGGAGGGCACAGAAGAAGAAGACUUUAGGUCCUGGAUCCUGGUGGUGGGAAAGGGCAGUCUGCAGAAGGAAGGAGCUGGGAGGUGCUGGAAGCAGGGGGUUUGAGCGAUCAAGGGGGGUCAGGAGAAGGAGGACCAUACAGGACAGGGUCAGAGGCUGAGAGUCACAGUGCGAGCGCAGACUCAGAUAGAGAGAAGUCAGAUUGCCCUAGCUACGCAGCAGCAGCAGCAGCAGCAGCAGAACAGUCCCAGUCCUGCUGGCUCACCUCCCACUCUGACACCUCAAUUGAGGAGAGUCCUGCACAUUGUGGAGCAAUAUGCCAGACAGGCCCAGAGGAGGAGCUCACCCGCUCGAUGCAGCCUUCGUCUGCUUGGGAGGAAUCCAGAGUGAUAAGCUAGAAGGGGAGGGUGGAGCUAGUAGUCAGUUUCAGCAGCAUAAAAAAGGUAAAGGGAUGCAGGUGGCGCUGUGGUCUAAACCACUGAGCCUCUUAGGCUUGCCGAUCAGAAGGUUGGAAGUUUGAAUCCCCACGACGGGGUGAGCUCCCGUUGCUCUGUCCCAGCCAACCUAGCAGUUUGAAAGCACGCCAGUGCAAGUAAAUAAAUAGGUACCACUGUGGCGGGAAGGUAAACGGCGUUUCCAUGCGCUCUGGUUUCCGUCACAGUGUUCCGUUGCGCCAGAAGCGGUUUAGUCCUGCUGGCCACAGGACCCGGAAAGCUGUCUGUGGACAAACGCCAGCUCCCUUGGCCUGGAAGCGAGAUGAGCGCUGCAACCCCAUAGUCGCCUUUGACUGGACUUAACCAUCCAGGGGUCCUUUAAUUUUACCUUGUCAGUGGCAUCUUAGCUGGAGUAUGGCGAACCAGAGUGUUGUUAUUUUCUGUUGAUAAAGACCUAAUUGCAUUAGAUAUCCUUAAGAACCACUGAAAUUCCUUACAGAUAUAUUCUGUAUAGAAUAUUCUAUAUUCCUUAUAGAUAUGGGGGUAGAUACUGAAAUGUGCAUGGACACAGUCUCCCUGCCUCUCCCACCCACCUUUCCAUGCCCCCCCCUCAUUAUGGAAAGACAGCCUGUACGCUCUUUGGGGCAGGCACUUGUCCCACGAUAUCCGAUUCUGUAGAACGCCAUGUAUGCUCAUGGCGCUGUGGAAAUGGAUAGCUAACAAGGACAAACAUUUGCUUUUGUAAGUUUCAUCAGUUAUAUCCCUUGCAAAUAAUUUUUUUAAUGUCUUUGGUGCAGACUUUGUGUGUGGGGGAGGGCGGGCUGACACAGUCGAGGCAUUUAUACUUAAAGCCUAAAGGUUUCAAAGCAAAGAUAACUUCUUCCUUCCUUCAAGGCAUGAACUUUUAUUGCAAUUCGAGUGCUUUUAUCAGAAACCAUUGAAAAAUACACUCAAGUUGACAUUGAAGUGUGGUGAUCUUGGUUGCGUGUGUGUGUGUUUUUUUAAAAAAUAUAUCUGCCUUUUUUUAAAAAAAAGUUAUGUUUAAAAUUCAUAGCACUUUCAGAGCCUGAUAAAGGAGCCUAAUUUCCUGGCUUGCUUUGUUCAGUGUAAUAUAUUUUUUCUAAAUCCAUUUCAAGCAGCUCAUUUUUCCAUUUCAGCAACUUUCCUCCAAGUUUGGUAGACAAUAGGCUUUUAUUAAUAAAAUUAGUUAACAACUUACUGCUGACACUGGAAAGCAUCAAAGUUAAAUCGAGUUGCUGGAAAUGUUCCGUAGCUCCGUGCAAUAUGAGUUGAAGGGAAUGGUCUGGGAACAUCCAGCAUUGUUGCUUUGUUGAAGCUGAGCUGGUAUGGACUCGAUUGGGAGAGAUUGCCAGAGAGCCCCAUAUAAGUUCCUCAGAGCUUUUCAAGGAAGGCUAGGUUACGAGCAAAUGAAUAAAUUUGGAAGAUGGGCUUAAAAAUAAAAAGUUGUUCAAUGCAGUGUAUCAUAUACAUCAAAUCUCAGAAACAUAACAAGCUGCUUUGUCAGAUCACUGAUCCAUCUAGUUUAGCAUUGUCGGCACCUGCGCUGAUUAGGAGUGGCUCUCCAGGAUUUUCAGCCAGGACAUUCCUGGUCCCACCUGGAAAUGCCAGGGAUUGAACCGAGAACCUUUUGGGUUCAAAGCAGAUGCACUGUCAAUGAGCUACAGCCCUUUCCACUACUGCCCCUGCCAUGGUGGGUAGUCAGUCUUGGCCCUAUCAUGAGGUUAAGUGAGGUGUCCAUCUUAGGGUAAGACCGUACAAGUACCCUGGCUAUAAGUCAGGAAGAUUUCAGGCACCGCAUGGCAGGACAGAGUCUCAAACAAAGAUGUGUUCUCCCAAAGCGCAUGUUCCCAGCAUGAUCGCAGUGCUGUCUCAGCGACGUCUACGCUGGCUUCGUCAUGUCCACAGAAUGGAUGAGGGCAGGAUCCCCAAGGAUGUGCUCUGUGGAGAGCUGGCUUUAGGCACCAGGCCCAAUGGCAGACCAAUUCUGUGUAAUAAAGAUGUCUUCAGAUGUGAUAUGAAGACUGGCGACAGUAACUCCGCCAUGUGGGAAUCCCUUGCAGAUGACCUCAGACUGCCUGGAGACAGAUGGUUAAGGUUGUGUAUCCACAGCAGUGACCAGAGGAGGAAUGACAGCUGGGAGGAGCACGGAGAGAAGAAAUGGCCUGGUGCAUCUGCAGAAGCACAACCUUCAUCUGCCCCAGCUGCAACAAAACAUGUCUCUCCCGCAUCUGUCUCUACAACCACAGCAGGCGUUGAAACUCUCCAACUGUAUGACUUCACCCCUGAUGCCACACUCUUCCAUUGUCUCUUGAGACAGACGGAUGCCAACAAAUGAAAAUGUCUCUUCCCCCAGGCCUCUGAAGUGUAAGAUUCCCGCCUGCUGAUACUGCUGUUGUGUUAUUCUGUUUCGCUAUGGGUGUUUUGUGUCAUUUUAUUAAUAUUUUGAGUCAAGUUUCUUGUUCUGUUGUUGCAUAUACUAUAUUUUAGUUAGCUGCCCUGAACUCCCUUUAGGAGAAUGUGUGGGGUGUGUGUUUGUGUGUGUGUGCGCGCGUGUGUGCGUGUACGUGUUUAUGCAUCCUCCCACCGGAUCUAUUUAAUGAAAAGGAGGGAGGAAAAUGCAUUAACUCAAUAGGAUUAACACCUUAUAGCAAAUGCUUACCACUGGAUCCCUCCUUGGUUCCUUGGGUCUUAAGGCCUCAUAUCUUUGGCCUUUUGGGAAUACGAGGCAGAUAGCAAAGUGACUAAUGUUUUUUUUUUAAAAAAAUGAUCCGAAUUAAAAUAGUCAAUGCCAGUUCUGUGCAAGUUCAGGAGUACCAUGUACCUGGACUCAUGAGGGUGUGUCUAUGCAUGGGGGGGGGAGUGUUUCCUGUUCCAGGUCAGCCAACAAACAUAUCAGACCGGUCUUGGUUGGGUUGAAGCAGCAUUGAGGAAUCUCCAGCUUGCAUACCUCAGGACCAUGCCAGACUACCCCAUUGGACCCAAGAGGCCAUUUCAGCCAAGCCAGGGCAGCCUGCCCCUACACUUGGCAUCAUAUAUGAUCUCAGAUAUGGGGCAGUUUAAAAUGCAGUUGGGCUGAAAGGGUGGGGGUUUGCAGGCCCUGCUGGUCAGCGGAGCCUGCAAAGCCCCGUGCGAAGUACUGUGCAAGGGGCUUUGAAACCACAAGCAGCCUUAAGAACCUAAGAAGGAUCCUGAUGGAUUCAUUUAGUCCAGCAUCCCCACAGUGGCCAACCAGAUGCCUGCGGAAAGUCUGCAAGCAGGACGUGAACACAGCAGCCCUUGUGCCCUCUGCAGGCUUUCUUGCGAGACUUGAUUCACAUAGGUUGGGGGAUAUAAGAUCCCCAGCUGGAUCCUCACCCCUUACACUUACGGGUGGAGGGAGGAGUGUGUUGCUUUUGGUUAACACUCCAUCGCGGGGCCAUCCAAUUUGGACUUUCAUUAGUGCGGUUGAAAGGAUUGCAGUGAAAACUGUGAUACAAAAGAUUAUGCAUCAGCCAGAUUGCUCUGCAUUGUUUUAAAUUGCAGACUGUGUCCUUAUUCUUUAUUAAGAGUAAAGUAACUUUAAGCAGUCUGAGGUUAUCAGGAGAUAAUCACGUCCCCAGGGUCUUUAUGGCACUUUGAAACGUAAAGAUUGUGAUUACUCUGUGAUUGCUAUGCUGCUUAUUAUUCUUUACUGCUUAAUAAUGGGACCAUAAUAUUGUUUUUGGAUAUAGCUAGCUGAAAACCACUCUACCAGUUUUAAUCAUGUAAAUGGUUAACGUUUUUACAAAUGCAAAAGGGGUUUGGGGGCCAUUGUUUGAACUGAGUGGAAUAGUGGUGAGUUCACAUUGUAGUCUUCCUUCUCUUUCUAGACGUAGGCCAGGAAGGAUUUAAAAGAAACCACAAAAACACGUGGCCCAAAAUGACUUUUCCAAAAGGUUGUGUGCAUUUUCCUUCUGCUUGCUCCCCAAUUUCUCUUAUAGCAAACCCACCCUGGGGGGAUUUAUAUUUUCUCACCCAAGGUGGUAGGAUUCAUCAGCUGGAACUUUAAAUACUUAAAGUCUUCCCAAACUGCAUCCUUAAACUGCGUUCCUGACAUUCUUUGGCCUGGUCUGCUUCUCCUUCAUUUCUUGCUACAAUUUGUGCAGCCAGAUGUUGACCCAGUAUGUGUGGCAGCUGUGAAAAAGAUAAAAGUCUAUGCUUGGGAUCACUACGAAAGGAAAACUGCUGAUAACCGUAAUGGCAUUAUACAAAUGCAACCAUGUUUGGAAUACUGUGUGCCGUUCCGGUUGCGCCGCCUCAGAAAUGAUAUCGUAGUGUUGGGAAAGGUUCAGAAACGUGCAACCAAAAUGUUCAGGACAGAGUGACUCAACGAUGGGAUCUUCUCCAGGAGGUAGUGAUGGCCACCAACUUGGAUGUCUUCAAAAGAGGAUUAGUAAUGGCUGCUAACCCUGAUGACUAUGUUCUCCACCAGCUGUUGGAGGCAACAUGCCGCUGAAUACCAUUUGCUGGGAAUCGCAGAUAGACAGAGUGGAACAUUGAAAAUUGCCUGAUGCUGAGCCAAACCCAUUGGUCCAUCUAGCUCUACAGUGGCUCUCCUGAUUGAAGUGCAGUGUGUUUCAGGACCGGGACAUUCAUAGGGAAACCAAAACGCUUCUUUACAAAGCUAUUGUACUACCAACCUUACUGUAUGCUUGAGAAACAUGGACAACUGGGAAACACUGGCCUGCAAGCGCUCCAGUUGGAGAACAGCCUUUCCCUAAGGUGUCAUGGGCUUUGAAGACUUUCAAACUCAGGACAAGAGGGAGAAAUGCGCUAAGAGGAAGGCACAUUUGGCAAACCCUCACCGUGAUCAACUCCUGCCCGGAAACUUAUGUUCCCACUGUGGAAGGACGUGUGGAUCCAGAAUUGGCCUCCACAGUCACCUAUGGACUCACUUUUAAAGCCAUGUUUAUGGAAGAUAGUCUUACUUGGCUAUGAGUGAUUGCCAAAGAAGAAGAAGAUGACAGUGGCCAGCAGAGGCUGUCUGGGAUUUCACGCAAGGUUCUCCACUAGCCCUACCUGGAGAUGCCAGGCAUUCAACUUGGGACCUUCUGCAUGCAAGGGAGAAGGUGCUGUAUCACAGAAGAACAGUCCUUCCAUACUGCCAUGGAAUCAGAUUCUCAACCUUUUCUCUUUUCCUAAACUUUGCCCUUUAUAUUACCACUCUUAAAAAAAAGAAAAGGCACUGACAGCUGAACAAUAUGACCAGAAAUACGUUAUUUAUAAAGCUAGUGUGAAUUAUGUUUAAUGGCCUCCAUUUUAAAGCAAGCCAUUUGCUUCUCUCCCUCCUUCCCCCCUCCGCCUUUUUCCAAAGUCUCUGUUUUCAUUAGUGGAAUAUAAAAUGUUAAUAAUACCUUUAUACUGUAGUGCUCAGGAGCAACAUUUAUCUUCCAUGUUCUUUAUGGAAUCCUGCUAGCAAGCUCUCACUCGUAUCAUAAUAGAAUUUGUUCCACGAAAUAAAAAAAUGUAUUGUUUUCUUUGUUAGAAGAUGCUGCUAAAUUGGCUGUAUGUUUGAUAAUCACAUCUCAAGCUGAUUAUUCUGCUAAUAGCCUUAAGAUAUUAUUAUUUUUUAAAAAAAUAAAAAAUAAGUGCAUCACUAUAGUCCUAAUACUGGUAUUUUUUUUGUGUGAAAAAAAAUCCCUUCUUGUUUCUGCAAAGUCUGAAUGAGAUUUUCAGAAUUGAAUAAUAAUUUGAUCCGUUAAUCUUUUGAAGCUAGUAAUUUUAUUUUCCCUUCUUUGCAGUCUCCAAGGCUCGCAAAUGAAUAGAGCUUCAUUACUGGAGCCUCCGUUUAAUAACCAUUAUCCAUUAUCUUGUAAUUAAGACUCCCUGUAACGAAUCAUGAGGACAAUGCAAAAAUACAUAGUACAUUUCUUUAAUGAACUGGAAAAUGUUCAUCUUGUUCUAUUUAGUAAUGAGUUGCUGAAUAGUCGUUAAAUCCACUGGAGAAUGGAGCGAGAUGGAUUUUGAAGACUAUCUUUGAGUUUGUGGUUAAUCUAUUAGAAUUAAAAUUUCAUCUUCUAUUUUUAUCAACAGCCGAUUAGAAGGCCUUCUGUUUGACCAAAUUGAUUAGGGGACCCUAUACAAGGGCAGAUGUUGUUUAAUGAAAGUUUUUAAUGAAACUGUACCAUAGAGGUUUCUAAUUACCAGACUUAUAAAAGCUUUGACUUACCUUACCCUGCAAAGAGGAGGAGGGAUGUUGGUGGUGGUGGAAGUAUUGUGCUAAAGGGCUUAAAUGCCACAAUUAAAUGAAAUACAGGGAAAAGUAGGAGUUGGUGCGAGGAAGUUUGGCUUACUUGUCUGACGAAGAGGUCAUCAACUAAAGAGAGAGCUCAGUGAGAGGCAGUAGUUUGGUGGUAGAUGGCACCCAACUGAAGGCUGUUAGUUUGACCUUCCCUUCAUUCAGUUCCAGCCAGUAUGGCCAAUGGCCAGGAUGAUGGUAGCCCAAAACAUCUGGAGGGCAUCUGCUUGGGGAUUGCUUCUUUUUACAUGUAGAAGCUGUCCUUCGCCACUGAGCCAGAGUCUCAUGUGGACCUUUGGAAUAGGUUGUCCUAGUAAUAAGGCAGCUUCCUAUGUUCUUCUCUUGAAAUUCAUUUCUGACACUGUAUGCUAGCCAAGAAGGAAAUACUGGAAAAAAUUGCAGGAACCCAAAGGUUUUCAGAAUUAAAAAUUUUAAAAAGUGUUUAGGAUAAUAUACUGAAAUUGGGAUCGGGAAUCCAAAAACAGCCCUGAAGGAUUGCCAAGGGCCGGGUGGAAUGGAGUAUCCUGAAAAAGGUGUGGCUGGCUGGCUGGGAUUCUGAACAGGAGCACUCCACAGUGUAAAAUUUAAGUAUGUAAGACAAGUCUGCUGGAUGAGACCAAUGGCCUAUCUAGUCCAGCAUCCUCUUCUCACAUUGGCCAACUAGAUGCCUGUCGGAAACCCACAAAAGGGAACAUUCCAAUUCCUACUUCUUUCUUUUCCUAGUUUGUUAAGGUGUUAAAUUCAUAUGACAAAUCUAAAGCUUAUUGUACACAGACUUCUCGCUUUCUGAACACAGGAGAUCGUUUGUUAGGUCAGCGUUUGCACAAAGAGCCCUCAAUUUCCACCAUUUCCUAUGGGGGCAUUUCUAAUCUGUGGUCUCCCUCCAUGGUUUCAUCUGAAAAAUGGCUGCAGCCAACCAGCAAAAGAGAGAAAAUUGAUUUGUCCAAUCUCUCCUGCUCACUGAUUUGUCUGAUCUCUCUCCCUGUUCCCUCUCUCUGUGGUUCCUGCCCGAAAAUGUCGGCUGUCAACCAGCUAACAAGUAAGGAAGUAGGCAAACUCCGGCUGUUCAGAUAUCUGAAUCAUCUGUGUGCCCAGCGAGGUUUGGGCGUAAUUCUUUAUGUUUGGAUAACUGAAUUUUCAGCUAAGGAGCAUUCUGAUAGCGGGAUCUGCCACAUACUAAGAACCAGAAUGAUAAUUUUGCUGACACAUCUGUUUAUUACUUUUUCCUUUUUUAUUCUCACCCUUGCAGGUUCUGAUUUUAUCAAGACUUCCACAGGAAAAGAAACCGUUAAUGCUACCUUUCCCGUUGGGCUAGUCAUGGUGAGAGCUAUUAGAGACUUCUUCUGGAAAACUGGCUAUAAGGUAACUUCAUACCAUCUCCAUCUUUUCAUUGUAGACUGUGUUCUCGAAAGCAAUGUUGGUGUGAUGCGCAGGCUUUGGACCAUGGGUGGGGAAUUAUUGUAAUUAUUAUAAUUAAUUAUUAUAAUUAUUAUUGUUGCCACCCAUCUGACUGGGUUGCCCAAGCCACUCUGGGUGGCUUCCAACAAUAAGCACAGCAAAACAUCAAACAUUAAAAGCUUUCCUGUGGCCCUCCAGACUUCGUUGGACUCCAAGUCCCAUGAGCCCAAACCAGCAUGGCUAGCAGUCGGGAAUUAUGAGAGUUGUGAUCUAGCAACAUUCAGAAGGCUACAGGUUCCUCUAUCCGUGCUUUAGGGUCUCUGAACUGCCAGACUUAUGUAUUAACUACAUUUUUAUCCUGCCGCUCCACCAAGGUGCUAUGGGUGGCAUAAACUGUUUCUCCCCCCCAUUGUUUUCCUCAUGACAACCCUGUAAGCAAGGUUAGACUGAAAGAUGGUGACUAGACCCAGGUCACCCAAGUGAGCUUCCUGGCAGAGUGGGGAAUUUGAACUGGUGUCUCCUCACCAGUGUGGUGUAGUGGUUAAGAGCGGUGGACUCGUAAUCUGAUGAACCAGGUUCACUUCCCCGCUCCUCCACAUGCAGCUGCUAGGUGACCUUGGGCUAGUCACACUUCUCUGAAGUCUCUCAGCCCCACUCACCUCGCAAGAGUGUGGGGGAGGAAGGGAAAGAAGGUUGUUAGCCGCUUUGAGACUCCUCAAGUAAUAAAGCGGGAUAUCAAAUCCAAACUCCUCCUCCUCCUCUUCUUCUUCUUCUUCUUCUUCUUCUUCUUCUUCUUCUUCAAUCUUGGGUCCCCAGCUGUUGUUGGACUACAACUCCCACCAUCCCAGACCACUGGUUGUGCUAGCUAGAGAUUUGUAGUUGUAGUCCAACAACAGCUCAGGACCCAGGUUUGAGCUACACUCCUCUAAGUUAUACACCACACCACACUGACCGUCUGUGACACAGAGCUGUAGUAAUUUCUCCUUCUGAACGAAAGCCCAGAGACAGACAGUUCAUAGGGAAUAGGAAGAAUGAGAAGCAAAUAUCUCCAAUCUUGUAUUCUAAUAGAAAACUCAUUCUCUUGACUUAUGUAGCCAAAGCAGCACGAUCUGGCCACAAGGGGGUGGUAUUAGUAGCUUUGGGAAAACCCAGAGGCUUGCAGAAGUACAAAUACAUUUGGAGGAAAAAUACCGUAUUUUUAGCUCUAUAGGACGCACUUUUUUCCCCUCAAAAAUGAAGGGAAAAUGUGUGUGCGUCCUAUGGAGCGAAGACGCCAUAGCCCCGCGACCCUCUCCCGGCUGGAGAGGUGACGGGCGGCAAUGGCAGGAGCUCUAUAGCCGCGCGUCACCUCUCCAGCCGGGAGAGCGCGCGGGGCCAAAGAAGCACCUCGCGACCCUCUCCCGGCUGGAGAGGUGACGCGCGGCUAGCUGAGGCUCUUGCCAUAGCCGCCCGUCACCUCUCCAGCCGGGAGAGCGCGCGUGGGCCAAAGCAGCCCCCGUGACCCUCUCCGGCUGGAGAGGUGACGGGCGGCUAGUUGAGGCUCUUGCCAUAGCCGCCCGUCACCUCUCCAGCCGGGAGAGCGCGCGGGCUAAAGCAGCCCCCGUGACCCUCUCCUGGCUGGAGAGGUGACGCGACAUAGCCGCCCGUCACCUCUCCAGCCGGGAGAGCGCGCGCGGGCUAAAGCAGCUCCCGUGACCCUCUCGGCUGGAGAGGUGACGGGCGGCUGCUGAGGCUCUUGCCAUAGCCGCCCGUCACCUCUCCAGCCGGAGAGCGCGCGUGGGCUAAGCAGCCCCCGUGACCCUCUCCGGGCUGGAGUGGUGACGCGACAUAGCCGCCCGUCACCUCUCCAGCCGGGAGAGCGCGCGCGGGGCUAAAGCAGCCCCCCCGUGACCCUCUCCUGGCUGGAGAGGUGACGCGCCAUAGCCGCCCGUCACCUCUCCAGCCGGGAGAGCGCGCGCGGGGCUAAAGCAGCCCCCCGUGACCCUCUCCCGGCUGGAGAGGUGACGCGACAUAGCCGCCCGUCACCUCUCCAGCCGGGAGAGCGCGCGCGGGGCUAAAGCAGCCCCCCGCGACCCUCUCCCGGCUGGAGAGGGGACGGGCGGCUAUUGAGGCUCUUGCCAUAGCCGCCCGUCACCUCUCCAGCCGGGAGAGCGCGCGCGCGGGGCUAAAGCAGCCCCCCCGUGACCCUCUCCUGGCUGGAGAGGUGACGCGCCAUAGCCGCCUGACACCUCUCCAGCCGGGAGAGCGCGCGGGCUAAAGCAGCCCCCGUGACCUCUCCCGGCUGGAGAGGUGACGGGCGGCUAUUGAGGGUCUUUCCAUAGCCGCCCGUCACCUCUCCAGCCGGGAGAGCGCGCGCGGGGCUAAAGCAGCCCCCCGUGACCCUCUCCUGGCUGGUGAGGUGAGGCGACAGAGCCGCCCGUCACCUCUCCAGCCGGGAGCGCGCGGGCUAGCAGCCCUGCCUCCGGCUGGAGAGGUGCCGCGGCUGAGGCUCUUGCCAGCUGCCCGUCACCUCUCCAGCCGGAGAGCCGCGCGGCUAGCAGCCCCGUGACCCUCUCCUGGCUGGAGAGGUGACGCGACAUAGCCGCCCGUCACCUCUCCAGCCGGGAGAGCGCGCGGGCUAAAGCAGCCCUCGUGACCCUCCCGGCUGGAGAGGUGAUGCGCCAUAGCCGCCCGUCACCUCUCCAGCCGGGAGAGCGCGCGGGCUAGCAGCCCCGUGACCCUCUCCCGGCUGGAGAGGUGACGGGCGGCUAUUGAGGCUCUUGCCAUAGCCGCCCGUCACCUCUCCAGCCGGGAGAGCGCGCGCGGGCUAAAGCAGCCCCCGUGACCCUCUCCUGGCUGGAGAGGUGACGCGACAUAGCCGCCCGUCACCUCUCCAGCCGGGAGAGCGCGCGGGGCUAAAGCAGCCCCCGUGACCCUUCCCGGCUGGAGAGGUGACGCGCCAUAGCUGCCCGUCACCUCUCCAGCCGGGAGAGCGCGCAGGGCUAAGCAGCCAUAGCCCAGCGACCCUCUCCCGGCUGGAGAGGUGACGCACGGCUAUGGCAGGAGCCUCUCCGCUGCGCCUUUCCGCUGCUCUCUGAACUGCUCUUUGGGGCUGGUGGUGGGCUUCCCCGCCAGCCCCAAAGAGCAGGUCGAAGGAACCUGAAGCCUGGAGAGCGAGAGGGUCAGUGCACACCGACCCUCUCGCUCUCCAGGCUUCAAAGGUAGCCGCCACCUUGUUUUAGAGCUGGAAAACAAGAGGGGGAAAGUUCUCCUCUCUGCACAGCGCUCCUGCCACUUCGCUGAAGGGGCGCUGGGCAGAGAGGGGAGAAUUUUUUCCUUGUUCUCCCCCCUCUAAAACAAAGUGCGUCCUAUUGUCCGGUGCGUCCUAUGGUGCGAAAAAUACGGUACUACAACAACGAAGGUUGCGAACCCUGGAAACACCCCGAUGAGGACUGUGUGUGCUUGGUGGCCACUGAACGCUGACUGACUGAUGGGGUGGAAAAGUAGUCAGGAGCGGGGAUAGAAUGGGAAAUAGCAUGAUUGCAGAGUUUGUAGAAGAGCAUUCUAUGCAGCAACAUUUUGUUGCUGGUGCGGCUUGUUUUCUGGUCAUGUGUAUGUGGAAUAUGUAUGUGUAUGAGUUUGGCAGUGGGUAUAACCUGGCUGUGUCAUCCUGUACUUCCUUUCUGAUUCUUGCAAGAGAACCACCUCUCCACUAGGGACAUCACACCCCUUUCCUUCAGCCUUUUAUUCAAUGGCCACUGCUCUGAGUUUCACUUGAAACAUGUUUUGGGGUGGUGGUGGAGAAAUGUUCUCACAAUUCUUCAGUCAGCAUGGUGAGAGCACCACCACCUUGAUAUCUGACACUGGGUUUGAGGGAAUCUCUGUGCAAGAUGUCCUCGGUACGCCCUGCUCUUGGAACAGGCCUGCGUCCUCCUCAGUGCUGCUGAGGGAGAGGGUGUGGCAGGCUCCUCUUUGCUCCUGUCGCUGUGCUCUUACUUGGAGAAAUAGCAGGUGAACAGGCUGGGGCAGCCAAGAGGUGGAGCAGAAGGGGCAGGGGACUCCAGAUGUCUGCUUUUGGGCUGUUCUUCCUUGUUGAACAAUGGGCUCAGCAGUGCAGAAGCGAGGCUUCAUUGGUACCCUGGACAGCUCCAUGCAGGGCUCAGUAAUGAGCAGAGCAGGAAUGUUGUUUCAGCAGCAGUCACUGUCUGACCGAACCUCAAAUAAGAGGAGCAGAUCUGCCUCAGUCGAAUCCUUGGUCUCCUCCCCUGAAGAUGGGAAAUGUGACCCCAGGGUCAUGACCCAGCCCUUCCGCUUGGGGAUGGACCUCAUCACAUGCCAAUAAUGCUGACUCCUGCUGCUGCCAGCAUUGGCAUAUAAACACGCACCUGGCUCCUUUGACAGAUACUUGGGCACCUCAUAGAAGGCCCCAUCUUUUGUAUUGUGCUGCUGUGGCAACUAUUGUGUAUUGUCUCAAGGCUCUGUGGUAAUUGGUGGUGGUAGCACAUGUAAUUUGGUCCUUCGCCUUGCCUCCGUGGAGGUUUUGCAUGUCAUUAAAAUAACUGUUUAAUUUAUCGUUCAUUUAAGCAGACUUUAUGAUGUGUGUGUGUGCUUAAAGUUCUAUUAACCAAAAGUGUGUGGUGCGUGCACCUGCUCAGGAAAUAAUAAUAAAAAAAUUAGAUGUAAACUGAGUUUAUAUCCUUUUUAUUAAACGAAGACAAUUUUAUCACUGACGAGAGAUUUCUAAAUGGUUUCCUUAACAAACCAAUUUGGCUGCCGUACAGAUGCUUUUCCAACAAGGCGUUGGCCAAUAAAAACAGGUUAAUGUAGAAAUUAAACUUCUUCCGAGGACAGAAGCGGGUUGCAGGGUAACAUUUAUUGAAUGAUAAGCUGCAGCGGUGAUAUGAAAAGUGUGCAGCAUAAUGGGAAAUAAUCUUUUCCUGUCAUUAUUGAAGGACACACACAAAUUGGUUUUUCUGUUGGGAAAUCCCCCAGUCCAGAGAAACUUAUUACUUUUAAUAAUAUAAGGUGACGAGAAAAAAUUCUCAAGGAGAUGAACUUAUUAAACAAAAUAAUGAAAUGCUGUGAAACAGCAGGGGGAAAGUAGCCCGACUUUUUCAGCUCUUGAAUGAAACAUUUAUUAUAUAUAGAUAUAUAUGUGUGUGUGUGUGGUGCAUUCUGGCAGUCAGAUGGAUUCUGUAGAAAGUCGGCAAACAGAAUGAGAGACAGGAUAGUAAUAGGUAGCUUUGGGUGAAAAUAAAUGUAAUUAUUUGUGGGGGAACAUGAAUGUUUUAACUAAAAGAAACCAAACCCAAGAUGGCAGCCAGAAUCCAGAGGGUCGCAGAUAGAGCUACUGUUUAUAUAUCGGUGCUUCUGAGGCCCACUUCUUGGUGCAUUCCUGAAAGUUGUGGGAACAUGAGGAGGAGUCUCCUAUACAUUAUAUGAAACUGCCUGACACAGAGUCAGACCAUUGGUCCAUCUAGCUCAGUGCAUACACUGAUUUGCAGGAACUCUGGGGUUUCAUGUAGGGGAUUGAACCUGGAACCUUGUGCAUGUAAAACAGAUGUUUGCCCACUGAGCCUAUGGCCCUCCCCUUGAGGAAAGGUCACAGAGAGGAGCUGUGUUUGGGGAAAAGUAAGGCGGACAAGCUAGAGAGCUGUUGCGGCCCUGUGUAUAGCAGAGACAGGGAGUCUGUGAUCCCCCAGAUGCUGAAAUACCAAAUUAUGAAUGCGGUACUAUCCAUUUUCUGUUUCUUUUUAAAUACAGUCGUACCUUGGAUCCCGAACGCCUUGCAUGACAAAAGUUUUGGCUCCUGAACUCUGCAAACCCGGAAGUGAUUGUUCUGGUUUGCAAACGUUCUUUGGAACCCAAACGUCCGCUGCGUCUUCCGAUUGGCUGCUGGAGCUUCCUGCAGCCAAUCGGAAGCUGCGCCUUGAUUCUCGAACGUUUUGGAAGUCAAAUGGACUUCCAGAAUGGAUUCCAUUCGACUUCCAAGGUAUGUGUUACGCUUUUACAGAGCUGAAUAAAAAUCAUAGGAUAUAAAUGCCUGAACCAAAAGGGGCUAAGUAGGGAAUUCAUAUAGAAGCGAGUUCCAUAAAUGAGAGCCCACCACAGAUGAGGCCACAUCUCUUGAGCUUGUCAGCCUUCUAAAUAUUACUGGGGGGCAUGUAGACAGAGUCUCCAGUGGGGGCAGGAUAGCAUCAUACGGAUAUUGUAUACAGAUAUGCAGAUUCCUAUCUAGGCCAACUUUCUGUAUUUUUAAAUUUCCUGCUUCCUGUUCUUCUUUCUUCAAUCAAGGUUGGCUUUAAGCCUGCGGGAGGCAUUCGCACGGCCAAAGAUGCCCUGAUCUGGCUCUCGCUGAUGAAGGAAGAACUAGGAGAUGAGUGGCUAAAGCCGGAACUCUUUCGUCUGGGGGCCAGCACUUUGCUGGGAGAUAUUGAGAGACAGGUUAGUAUUCCUACUUCUUCUUCUUUGGAGAAAACUUGUAGCCGAGUAAGAUUGUCUUCCAUGAACACGGUUUUAACAGAAAGUCUGUAAGUGAUCGUGAUUCUGGAUUCACAUGUCCUUCCACAGUGGGGAAAUAAGUUUCUGGGCGGGAGUUGAUCAUGAUGAGGGUUUGCCCAGCGUGUCUUCCUCUUAGCAUGUUUUUCCCUUGCAUCCUGAGUUUCAGCGUCUUCAAAGCCCAUGACACCUUUGGUAAAGGCUGUUCUCCAAUUGGAGAGCUCACAGGCCAGUGUUUCCCAGCUGUUGGCAUUUACACUACAUUUUUAAGGUUGUUAUUCCUCCUAAUGGUGUAUUAUCCCCCCCCCAUAAAAAACCAUGUGGUUUUGACUUUUGUAGUACAGUGGUACCUCUGGUUGCGAACGGGAUCUGUUCCGGAGCCCCGUUCGCAACAUGAGCAGAACGCAACCCGCGUCUGCGCAUGCGAAGGUUGCGAUUCGCUGCUUCUGGCCAUGCGCGUGGUGUCAUUUUGAGAGUCUGCGCAUGUGCAAGUGGCGAACCCUUUGCGGUACUUCCGGGUUGCCGCAGGACACAGCCUGAAAAGGUUUAACCUGAAGCAAACGCAGCAAGAGGUAUGACUGUACAGACUUUAAAAAUUGCCUUUUGAGAGCUUUCAUUUUCUUACACUGCUGCUUAUAACGGAGCCUUGCUUUUUAAUUGGCGGUGUUUACCAAUUAGUUCUGAUCCACCUCAUUUGGGGAGGCAAGGUGGUUCUGCACAGAAGUAAUAUGUUCAUUUUGUACCAUGUUAGCCAUCGUAUAGGAAUAACCCAUGGGUAGAUCUUGCGCUGUGCAUUUGUGAUGCCACAGGUUCAGUUCCCACCAUCUGCUUUUCAAGAGACCCCAGACAAGCAGCAUAAGUCUUGGCCUCUCUUGCCAUCUCCUCCCCCCCUUUCCUCUAUCCACAGCUUUAUUAAUUUAUUUCAAGUGCUGGAAGGCUUUUAAUGGAGAAGACCGAGAGCUCGAAGGGAGAGCACUUGCACUGCAUGCAGAAGGUCCCGGGUUUAAUCCCUGACAUCUCCAUUAAAAAAACCCCAGGUAGCAGAUGAUGGAAUAGCAGAAGCCAUCAAACCCAAUAUUGUCGACUCUGGCUGGAAGCAGCUCUCACAGAUCUUAGGUUUAGGGAAGCUUUUAAUGUUUGGGGCAUGACUGUAUUUUAAUAUUGUGUUGGAAGCCGCCCAGAGUGGCUGGGGAAACCCAGCCAGAUGGGCGGGGUAUAAGAAAUAAAUUAUUAUAUUAUUAUUAUUAGGUCUAUUCCCCACCAACCACCACCUGAUCUUUUUAAAUGGAGAUAGGGGAGAUGGAACCUGAACUUUUCUGCCUACCAAGCCCCACACACUCUCCAGCUAAGCAAUGGGAAAGGCCCUCGCUUAGCAUCCUGGAGAGCCACUGCCAGUCAAAGUUGACAACUCUAGGCUAGAUGGACAAGCAGCCUGACUCAGUGUAGGGCACUUUCCUAUUUUCCUUUUUAAAAAAUAAAAAUCUGUUGCCAAAUGUGUGUGUGGAUCAUAGAAUUGUAGAGUUGGAAGAGACCCCAAGGAUCACCUUCCUGCAAUGCAGAAAUAUGCAGCUGUUCCAUAUGGGGAUCGAACCUACAACCGUGGGCUCUAUCAGCACCAAACUCUACCCAACUAAGGCCACCAUUUAAAGCAGUAUCGUGCCACUUUUAAGAGCCACAACUUCCCCCAAACAAUCCUGGGAAGUAUUAUUUUGUUAAGUGUGUUGUUAAAAGGUAAAGGGACCCCUGACCAUUAGGUCCAGUCGUAGCUGACUCUGGGGUUGCGGCACUCAUCUCGCUUUAUUGGCCGAAGGAGCUGGUGUACAGCUUCCAGGUCAUGUGGCCAGCAUGACUAAGCCACUUCUGGCAACCAGAGCAGCGCACGGAAAUGCCGUUUACCUUCCCGCCGGAGCGGUACCUAUUUAUCUACUUGCACUUUGAGGUGUUUUUGAACUGCUAGGUUGGCAGGAGCUGGGACCAAGCAAUGGGAGCUCACCCCGUCGCCGACCUUCUGAUCAGCAAGUCCUAGGCUCUGUGGUUUAACCCACAGUGCCACCCGCGUCCCUUAAGUGUGUUGUUAGGAGACCCCUAUUUCCUCUCACAAAGCUACGAUUCCCAGUGUUCCCUGGGAAGGGAGGGAUUGAUUUGCUAAACCAUUCUGGGAAUUGUAGCUCUCUGAGAGGAAUAGGGGGUUUUUUUUGCAACCACCACUGGAAGCAUGUAAUGUGCGAAGCGGAAGACUUCCUGGGGUAGGGGGGCAAGCCCCAGGACUGACUGCGAUGGCUGAUCCUUCACACCCCACAUGCUUUGCGAUAUUUCGGGUUUGAGUAAGUGCAUCAGCCCCAAGUAACUUUGCCACUGCUUUGGCUUAUCAUAUUGAUGGCACAGUCACGAGAGUUGCUCUGGGAGAAGGAUUCGGAUGUGCGAAAAAUGUAAACGGGAAGGCAACAGUCACAUAAAGGGGAAAGGAGAGAACUUCUCGGGACACAGAUGUAUUAGGCCCAAUGCAGUUUUUAGAAUAAGUCAAGGUGGAGCAGUGGUUUCAGAUCAAGCUUGAAAAAUUGUGCUUAUUCCAAAAUGCAUUGGGCCCAAUGAAAGGUGAUUCACCCGCCAAUUUGGCAGGACCCAAACACAAAUGGCACUUUCCACAUCUUUCUCCCUGGAAAGAGCCAGUGAGGUGGAGUGGCUAGACCCACUUGGCCACAAAGCCCUCCUAUGUGGUUUCAGGUAAGCCACACACUCCUGGCUUGGCCUGCAUUGCAGGGCAAUGUUAAAUGAGCCCCAUGUGUGCUUCUGUUUUUUGGAGAGGAGCGGCGCACAAAAUUUGCCAAAUAAAUAAAAUACAGAGCAAAGAACAGGACAGAAUGAGAUCAUCUUGUGUAUUUUGUGCUCAAAGGAGAUGUCUUCAGAAAACUUGUGCUAUUUUUAUCGGUGCGAGUAAUUAAAAGUUUAUAAAUGGCAUCCGCCUUCUUGUUAACCUGCCCUUAAUUUGUCAGCUUUGUUACACCUGUUUAAUUUCAUCUUUUCCAUUGCUGCUCCGGUAAACUCGUUUCCUCCCCAACUGCCCUCCUCCCACUCUGCAGAUUUACCACCAUGUGACCGGCAGAUACGCAGCUUCCUAUGACCUGCCUAUGGCUUAGACCGGUGACUAAUUCGUGAUAUGAAAGAGAAAGAAGGAAAAAGAAGAAAAAGGGGAUACACAGAAGAGGCGUAAGCAAGCAACGUCCUGGAAUCCUUUCCUGCAAACAAGUCCAAGAUGUGCUUGGGAAAGGAUUAAAGGGAAAGGGGCUCACUUUUUCACCAAGCUGGACAAGUGCUCAUGAUUAUAAGAGAAAUUCUGGAUUUUGAAGGUUUUUCCAGGUCAAUUUUGCUGUGCCUCAUUCACUGCAACAUUAAUACCAGUGGGAGGGGAGAGGGGCAAAGAGAUGAUCAAAUGAUUGAUUUAGUGCAAAUUUUGUAUUAAUGGGUUUGUUUUUUGUACUGGUGUUUCCCACCCAACCCUGCUUCCCCAUUACAUAGGCACCGAAAUAAACUAUAACAUGGUCUCCAAUAUCAGGAUGGACACUGUUGCAGGCUCUUUUGAGAGCCAGAUAUCUGAGACUUCCUGCCCCUUCUCUAAAGCUGGGCUGCAGGCUUCAGGUCUGUUCACAAAAUAAUGCAAACAAUGGGCAUUAAAAAGAAGAAGCUCUUAUUUACGCCCACCUGCCACCUAAACUGAAUUGCAAGUGAUAUCUGAAAGCCUCCAGAAUCUCAGAAGCAACUUUUGAUGUAUUCAGUGGGAGCUGGGGAGGUGUUGUUAGUCUAAACAAGAACAAAAAGAGAUUGGUUUAUACGGAUCUAAAUCAGCCUCAGGUCUUCCAAGUGCCUUGGACUACAACUCCCAUCAUCCUUCACCAUUGGCCAUGCAUGCUGGGAAUGAUGGGAGUUGGAGUCUUAGAACAUCUGGAGAGCACUGGGUUGGGGAAGGCUGCUGUAUCCCACAAUGUGCUGAAAAACAGAGCCAUGGAUGGUUGAAUUAUUGUCAUCUUGAGCUUGUUAGGGCUUCAACAAUUUGCCUCACUCCCCUACACAGACACAGACAUGCAUCUUGCAAUGUGUCCUUCCUUCCUUCCUUCCUUCCUUCCUUCCUUCCUUCCUUCCUUCCUUCCUUCCUUCCUUCCCCCUCUCUCUCUCUCUCUCUCUCUCUCUCUCUCUCUCUCUCUCUCUCUCUCUGUGUGUGUGUCUGUCUGUCUGUCUGGAUUGCAACCUACUGUACUGCACAUUGUACAGGAUACACUACUUUUUUGAGAUCCAGCAGGGUGCAUGGCAUUUGCGGGCUGCUAAACCCAUAACUAAACCUCAGCUGCACCCUUAUGCAAGAGUCUACAAGCACAUGCCUUGGAGCUGAGCCCAGUGAUUCUGGAGCACAGGUAAAGGGCUGCAGCUUCCCCAUUCAUUGAGAUAUUUGGGAGAUUUUUCUGAAUGAGCGAUCCUGACAGGCAUGCAAGCGACACCACCUUCUCUUGAGCUGGAAACCUCUCCUGCUUUUGCAGAGAGCGUUGCACACACAGGAAAUCAACAGAACUGCAGUACGCAGACCUGUCCACAAAUUUCCCAUUUGCUUUUAAAGUCCUUUUAAUUCUUUGUAGGCUGAUGGAGGGAGGAAUCGUGUACAAAUACUGUAAAAAAUCGUUACACAAUCUGAGCCUCUGGUGGUUUUUUUUUUAAAAGGAUGGGAUUAUAUUUUAUGAAAUCUUGUCUCAAGUUCUAACUUUGCAGAAAUAAAUUGCUUGACAUUUUAAGAACAUAUGUUUAAAUAAAAAAAAAAAUUCUGUGCAGGGAUUGUUCUCCCAUUUCGCUUGAGAUUAAUUACCGUGCGCACGCGAUUUAACUAAAAAUAAUCGCUACCUUUCUAAAGAUCAGGCCACCACGAGCUUUGUGCCUUAUUUUGUUGCUGCCUUCUGCUGGGGAAGGAAGUGGGGCUCAGGCGCUGGGCAGACUUCAGAUUUUUUCCAUUUUCUCUCUUAGACUUCCAGUUCCCACUGCCACCAUUGCGUGGAACUGCCGACUCAAAAAGAAAUGUUUGGCUUGCUUUUUAAAAAAGAGGGGUGCAUGAUUUCAGUACUGCCCAGAACAGUGUUUCUCAAAACUUGGGUCUCCAGCUAUUGUUGGAUUACAACUCCCAUCAAACCUAGCUAGUGUUGGAAUAUUCUAGAAGAAACUUGUAAAUGGCUUUGGACAAGUUGCUAGGCAAUGGAAAUUUUCCCCAGCAACAGGUGUCCUUAUCAGGGCAUGCAAUCAAUUAAGUCUGGGUCAGUGUAAAUGAGUACAGUGGUUCCUCGGGUUACAUAUGCUUCAGGUUACAGACGCUUCAGGUUUCAGACUCCGCUAACCCAGAAAUAGUGCUUCAGGUUAAGAACUUUGCUUCAGGAUGAGAACAGAAAUCGUGCUCCGGCGGCACGGCAGCAGCAGGAGACCCCAUUAGCUAAAGUGGUGCUUCAGGUUAAGAACAGUUUCAGGUUAAGUACGGACCUCCGAAACGAAUUAAGUACUUAACCCGAGGUACCACUGUAUGUGAAUGAGUCUCUGGCUGGAUGGCUAAAAAGAGAAAAAGAUGAUGUUUCUUUAUUUGCUUUCCCCUCCCUUUAUUAAUGACCAAUGUAAAGUUCUGUAAAUAAUAAAGACUCUGAGAAACCGAACCAAAUGGUGUUUAUUCCUGUAGUGGGAAUUUCACUAAGAGAUAACUGGAAUGCUACUGCUAUAAAGAAGUAAAAGAUGCAAGGAAACUGCUGUUAAAAGAUCUUCUGCAGACAGAAAUGAAAAUCUAAGAGUAGGAAACUCCGACGAAAGAAGAAUGGCAGACAAAAUUAAUGGCAGACUAUGCAGAAUUAGACAAAAUGACUGGAAGGAUUUGAAACUGGCAGGACUAGAGAUUUGAAGAAGAUUGGAAGAACUAUACGAACUAUUUGAAGAGCAAUUGUAAUCAACAAAUUACACUAGUAGGACUACAAGAAGUUUUGUAAGGAGAAAUAUAUGAAAUAUUGCAAAUAGAGAAAGAAGAGAGAUUAGUUAUGAGAUUUAAAGGUAAUAGUGGAAGUAAGAGAUGUAUAUUAAGUGAUUAGAUUGGAAAAUUUUCAGAUGUGAUUGAUGGAAGUCAAAAAAACUGUAUAAGAUGUAAAAGUAUGUUUGAUUAUUUGAAAAUGAUAUGU
Molecule: messenger RNA, 45337 nt
Organism: Podarcis lilfordi (Lilford's wall lizard)
Lineage: Eukaryota; Metazoa; Chordata; Lepidosauria; Squamata; Lacertidae
Source: the annotation of a GenBank genome assembly